Molecule: messenger RNA, 59205 nt
Organism: Podarcis lilfordi (Lilford's wall lizard)
Lineage: Eukaryota; Metazoa; Chordata; Lepidosauria; Squamata; Lacertidae
Source: the annotation of a GenBank genome assembly
AGGUUCCAAGAUGGAGGCGGCAAGCGAGGUCGCCGGUCACGUGGGCAGGAAUUUCAAGGCGCCCCUCCUCCUCCCCCCCGUCACGGCAGCCCCGACCCGCUGACCCGGAAGCGCUCCGCAGCCUGCGCCGGUUUCCCGCCUCUCGCUGCCUCGCGGUGUCGCCGGCUGCGCGCAGCGCGAGAGGCCUCCGAUGGGGGUUCCGGCUUUUUUCCGCUGGCUGAGCCGCAAGUACCCGGCCAUCAUCGUGUCCUGCGUGGAGGAGAAGGUGAGGCGCGCGGGCGGGCGGGCGGGCGGGGAGGGGCCCUGGCUCUGCGGCCUUGUCGGACCCGAGGCCCGGCUGAGGGCGGCGGGAGGGCCGGGCGCCAGGGGCCUCCCCGCAACCCCCCUCGGGCUUCUCCCGGUCCGCGGCGCAGAUGCGCAGAACUUGGCCCCAGAGCAGCCCCUUCGGCAGGCGGGAGCGCGCUUGGGAGCUCGGGGGCGAUGCAGCCCUUUCGAUCCUGAAGAUGCGUCGUGCGAAGACGUUGCCUUCAAAGCCGUGAUGGCUUUGCCCUAGAAGGGAUGGGGGGAGGCGGCGGUCUUGAUGGGGCUACACUCCCGCUGAAGUAGCCGGGACGGAGCCUGUGAGUCUUCCGGAUCCUGGGCUGCUGCUUGAGGCUCGGAAGGGCCUUCCCUCAGCUUCCGCUGGCGGCCCACCUUCACCCCUUCUGGACAGGGAUACCUAACUGUGCCCUGGUAACCUCUAGGUUCGGUUACUUCCACGCAUAGUAUGUGGGGCUGCCUCUGAAGACGGUGUGGAAACUUCAGCUGGUGCAGAAUUCAGCGGCCAGCUUGCUCACUGGGGCAAGAUGGUUUGAGCAUAUUACUGCAAUCCUGGCCAACAAGCCUGUGUUGGUUUUAAUGUUCCCCAUGCACUGAAUACAAAAGUUUUUUUGGUUUUAAUUUAUGGUUUUUGUACCAUACAUGAUCCCCCCCCAAGCACUCUCUCCCACUUUGUGGAGCCCACUUGGCUCCUUGGUAUACUCCAGAACUUAAGGUGAGGCAACAAGCUGGAAGGUUGCUUGAAUGGGAGUGGAGGAAAACUCCGGUCAAAUGCAAUCGAAAACUGUGAGGGCUCAUCAUCAAGCAUAUCUAGUGGCACGGAAGGCAGCAAAAAAGGCAUACUUUGCUGCCUCCAUUACAUCCUCAUUGUGUCAUCUGGCAGAGUUUUUCAGGUAGUUUGGGGCCUUUCACGGUCUGGCCUGAAGGAAGUGGUAUCUCACCGAGACUUGUUUGCGGAGCGCUUUGAGGAAAAAAUCACUUUCUUUUACCAGGAUCUUGACUCGUCUAUCACAACAGAUGAAGCACGAUUGGUGUCCAGAGCAGUGUUCGAAAUUAGCCAGGCACCAGGCGCAUUUUACACCUGACUAUCUGCCACUUGCGACCAAGUGAAAAUGGCGCCUGGCAUCAUCUCCAUCUGGAAGUGUGUGCCUGGGGAUCCUUGGAUCUUGACUGUUUUCACACACUAAGACCACAUUCUGUAGAAUUCUCUCGGUUGUAUUUUAUCUGCACUAUCAGAAUGAAUUUCAAGAAUCAAAAUGCUUUUUCUGUGCAGCCUGAGCAGGAGCACUGAAUGACAUUAUAGUUAAUUGUUGUAGCUUGUCUUCACUUACCCCACCCCACUGCGCUGCUCACAGUUAGGAAGAAUAUACUUACGUUAUGAAUGGUCCAUGUUACCAUUAAGAAAAAGAGGUAGGAAUAGGCCAAUAUAUAUGUGAACUGUCCCUGAAUCAAAUGACUUUUCUUCUUUAAGUUCUCAAAGUUCUUUUUUUUUUUUAAUUGAUAUUUAUUAGAGUUUCCAAUAAAGAGAACACAUCAGUAAAAAAUUUAAAAAGAAAAAAGAAAAAUACAUCGUUCAAAAGUACACAAUACAUAAUCCAAAAAAGAACAAAAAACAAAAGACAAAAAAGAAAACAGUUAAAAACAAUACCACCUUUUCAUCACCAUUUUUAAAUUAACUUAUUUUCUGGACCUCCUCAUACCUCCCUCUUUUGUAUUCCAGUUCAAUUUUGUUUGUCCAGCAAUUUCUUUCCCUCUUUUUUAAUCCCAAUCCUUAAUCUUAAUAUAGUAUAACAUUAAAAUUUUUACCUCUUAAAAGCCAAAUUUCCUAAUCCUAAUCCUAAUCCUUAAUCUUGAUCUAUAUACAACUUUAAAGCCUGUAUAGCUAGAAGCCAUUUAAUUUCAAUCCAUCGUUACUCUAACAUUCUUUAAUUUUGCCAUGUUUCUGUAGAUAAUCUUUAAAUUUCUUCCAAUCUUCUUCCACCGACUCUUCUCCCUGGUCACGGAUUCUACCAGUCAUUUCCGCCAGUUCCAUAUAGUCCCAUCAGUUUCAUCUGCCAUUCCUCCAGUGUGGGUAACUCUUGUGUCUUCCAAUACUUUGUGAUGAGUAUUCUUGCUGCUGUUGUUGCGUACAUAAAGAAAGUUCUAUCCUUUUUUAACACCAAUUGGCCAACUAUGCCCAGGAGAAAGGCCUCUGGUUUCUUCAAGAAGGUAUAUUUAAAUACCUUUUUUAGUUCAUUAUAUAUCAUUUCCCAGAAAGCCUUAAUCUUUGGGCACGUCCACCAAAGGUGAAAAAAUGUGCCUUCAGUUUCUUUACAUUUCCAACAUUUAUUAUCGGGCAAAUGGUAGAUUUUUGCAAGCUUGACUGGGGUUAUGUACCACCUAUAUAUCAUUUUCAUAAUAUUCUCUCUUAAGGCAUUACAUGCCGUAAACUUCAUACCUGUGGUCCAUAACUGCUCCCAGUCAGCAAACAUAAUGUUGUGUCCAACGUCUUGUGCCCAUUUAAUCAUAACACAUUUCACCGUUUCAUCCUGAGUGUUCCAUUUCAACAGCAAGUUAUACAUCUUUGACAAAUUCUUAGUUUUGGGUUCUAACAGUUCAGUUUCUAAUUUUGAUUUUUCCACCUGGAAGCCAAUUUUCUUGUCCAAAUUAAAUGCCUCCAUUAUCUGAAAAUAAUGAAGCCAGUCUCGCACUUUGUUUUUUCAAAACUCUGCAAUUUCAGUCUAUCUCCAUCUUGUUCCAAAAUUUCCCAAUAUUUCGGCCAUUUGACCUCCAUAUUGAGUUUUUCAAGGCUUUCGCUUCCAUUGGUGACAGCCACCUUGGAGUUUUGUUUUCUAAUAAAUCCUUGUAUCUUAUCCAAACAUUAAACAAUGCUUUCCUGACAAUGUGAUUUUUAAAUGCUUUAUGUGCUUUGACCUUAUCAUACCACAAAUAUACAUGCCAUCCAAAUACAUUGUUGAAACCUUCUAGAUCCAAAAUAUCAGUGUUUUCAAGAAGCAGCCAUUCUUUCAGCCAGUAAAAAGCUGCUGAUUCAUAAUAAAGUUUAAGGUCUGGCAGGGCAAAUCCACCUCUUUCCUUUGCAUCCGUUAGUAUUUUAAAUUUUAUUCUGGGCUUCUUGCCCUGCCAGACAAAUCUAGAAAUAUCUUUCUGCCACCUCUUGAAACAAUCCAUUUUGUCCACAAUUUGCAAAGUUUGAAACAAAAACAACAUUCUAGGCAAUACAUUCAUUUUUAUCGCAGCGAUACGGCCCAGCAGUGAAAGCUUCAAAUUUGACCAAAUUUCUAAGUCUUUUUUCACUUCAACCCAACAUUUUUCAUAGUUAUCUUUAAAUAAAUUCCCAUUUUUUGCUGUCAUGUUAAUCCCCAGGUAUUUAACUUUCUUAACCACUGUUAAACCUGUCACAUUCUGAAACCUCUCUCUCUCCAUUGGUGUUAGAUUUUUCUCUAAAACCUUAGUUUUUAACUUGUUCAAUUUAAAUCCUGCAACUUGACCAAAUUCUUGAAUCAAUUCUAAAACCCUUUUAGUACUAGAUUCUGGCUCCUGUAACGUCAAUACUAAAUAAUCUGCAAAUGCUCUCAAUUUGUACUGUUUAGCUCCGACCUGUAUACCUUUAACCAACUGGUCCCUUCUAAUCAUGUUCAGCAAAACCUCCAGGACCGAAAUAAAAAGAAGUGGGGAAAUUGGGCAACCUUGUCGUGUCCCUUUUUCAAUUUUAAGUUCUUCCGUCACCACAUUAUUUACAAUUAAUUUAGCCUUUUGUUCUGAAUAAAUUGCACUUAUACCAUUCUCAAAGCCUUGGCCUACCCCCAUGCCCUGUAGAUUCUUCUUCAUAAAUUUCCAAGAAAUAUUGUCAGAAGCUUUCUCCGCAUCCACAAAUAUCAAAACUGCUUUAGUGUUUAUGUUCACUUCUAGUUUUUCCAGAAUAUCAAUUAUAUUCCUCAAAUUGUCAGACAAAUGUCUUCCUGGGAGAAAGCCCGCUUGAUCUUUAUGAAUCUCUUCCCUUUUUUAAAUCUCUUGGCCAAAAUGUCAGCAAAAUUUUUAUAAUCCACAUUAAGUAAUGAUAUAGGGUGGUAGUUCUUAAGCUGUGUCUUUUCAGUCUCUGUUUUCGGUACAAGUGUAAUAUAUGCUUCUUUCCACGACUCUGGUGCUCUUUUCCCCUCCAUUAUUUCAUUACAGACCUCUUUCAAAGGUUGUAUUAACCAUUCUUUCAAAGAUCUGUAAUAUCUAGAAGUCAAUCCAUCCGGUCCUGGAGAUUUACCCAAUUGCAUAUUUUGAAUGGCACCUUAAGUUCUCAAAGUUCUUAACCUAGCUCAAGGUUGUCAUCUGAACCAGCCAGAUGUUUAACUGAUAAUCGAUCACAGUCAGUUCAUCAUUUGAAAAAAAGACUUUAGAGCUGUUUUGCCCCAAAAUGGCAACUGGAUGUUCCAUUUUGGUGACUGUAACCUUGGUUUAAGUAGCCAUUUGGCACCUAGUUUAUAUACCUGAAUUUCUAACACGGGUCCAGAGCAUUGUCCAGCAGGUAGAUCGUGAGUUACCGGUAGAUCACUGGAUGUCUGUGGUAGAUAGAUGGUAGAUCUGCUUUUUGCCUUCCACAAAAAAAGCCCAACAACUUUGCCUGUCAAUAACAAUGGCUAGAUCACAGCCAGUAUUUUUAUAAUGUGAGUAGAUCAUAGUCUUUUGGAAGUUGGAUGUACCUGGUCUAGUCCUAUUGUGUUGGAUGAGUUUCAUUUGGUAAGACUUGAGGACAUGGACAAGCUGACACGUGAAAAUGUUUCUUUUAGUCAGGCCUUUGAGUAUUCUGUGGUCCUUUAAAUGCUUGUGGGAGAGGGGUUAUUGGGUUUAUAAAUGUAUUUUGUGUUCUCAUUUUAUAUUUUUAUCUUGUUACUGCUCUAUGAUCUUUGUAUAAAGGAUGGUAUACAGAUUUAAUUAACAACAACAAUAGCCCUGAGCCUAGGGUCCCAGGUUUUAGCAGUAGCCAGAAGUGCAUUAGCACAUUCAAAACUAGUGCAUCAGCUGCAUCCAUCUCUGGAGCUGUCUGUUCACAUGGCCAGAUUGCUCACUGGAUUCAGUUAAUUAAUUUAAUUUAUAAAUUUCUAUACAGCUUUAUAUUUUUAAGAAAAAUCUCAAAGCGGUUCACAGCAUAUUAAACAUCAAUAAAACAAUCCAGAAUCAAGCAUUUCUGAAGAAAAUAAAAUAUAAAGUACAUACUCAAAGCAACAUAAUCAACAAGAAACCAAAAUACCAUCUCAGAGAUUUCAAAAUAAAACACUGCAAAGGUGGCAAACUACAGAAUACAUAUUUAACACAAAGUAAGUUAACAAAAAACAAACAAUCUUAAACAUUAAAAAAAAUAAUUAAAUGUGCAUUUUAUAAUUGACUUCACUUAGCAACUAAAAAAGUUGCUAAGUGAAGUCAAUUAUAAAAUGCACAUUUAAAACAGCAUAAUUAACAAGAGAAUAAAAUAUUAUAAUAAGCAUGACAUGGCUGUUUGACAGGCACAAAAAGAUGGGGCAAAAGAAUCCAAUAAUUAGGAUUUGUUGUCAGGCAUAGCAAUGUCCCUCCGGUCUCACCAGGAUCCUCUUUAGUAGAGCUGGGUGAGUCUGGGCUCUGCCCCCUAAGCCAGCUGGAAAGGGCCUUGCAGGGAGUGGCCUUCAUGACUCACAGCCAGGCAAUGUUACAGGGAGAAUGGAAAUUCCUUGAUACGCCAGCUUACUGGCUUUCUAUCUAUUUCUGGGCACAACUCAAAAGUGCUGGUUAUGACCCACAAAGCCCUAUGUGGUUUGGGUUCAGGCUAUCUGAAGGAUGAUAUCUUCCUAUAUGAGCCUGCUAAGACUUUGACGUCUUUUGGGGAGGUCUUUCUCUUGGUCCCACCACCUCCACAGGCACGAUUGAGGAGGAUCCAAGAGAGAAUCUUCCUUUUGCUGGCAGGCAAGUGCCCCCCCCCCCAGUCUUUGGCCACUAACAGGCUAUUGUGGCAGGGUCUUCUGAGGGUGGAUGUUGUGCUUGCCAGCCAGCUGGCACAUAUGGUGGCAAUUUCACUCUCAAGUUGUGCAGCAGCACCAGCCAGCUGACUCGCACUGUGGCACGCACCUAGAUGGUGGAGAUGUCAGUUGCAUUACCUGCAACAAGACAUCUCAAAUUGGUUGCAAGCAAACCCCAGUUGCGAAAUGUGCCUGGCGACCGGGAAAUUCCGAACCCUACUUGUUUGUGUGUUGCAUUUGUGUGUGUACAUGCACACUCUUAAAUGGUUUUAAGUGUUUUCAGCACUGUUUUUAAUAGGAUUACUUAUUUUACUUUUAAAAAUGUUUAUAUUGCAUGGCUUUAGUUGUAUCUGUUUUAAUUUUUGCUAUGAGCCAAUUUGCAUCAUGCAUUGGGAGAAAGGUGGGAUAUAAAUAGAAUAAUCAACAAAUCUUGUACUUUGCUCUCUGGAGAACUUGAGACUGGAGCUAUGUUGGUCUUAGUAACUUUAAUCUUUUACUUAGAGUUUCUAACUUUUCCUUGCUGAUUUCCUUCCCUGCUGUUCUGUUGAGUUCUUUGCUGAAAGCAGUUUGAGUGUCUUUGCCAUGCUGGAUUUAUGCCAGAACAUGAUUAGUAUCUAUCAGCUAUAAUGAUGUUUGUCCUACAUGUGGUGAAUAACUUUGUGGUCCUAGGCAGUGUCUGAAACUCUCCAUGUGCUAGGCGUGUUUUGCAACUUGGCAUGGUCCAAUUGUGACCAGUUUUAGAUCUAUGGAGGCGAUGUAUGGUGCCUAAGACUCAAGAGUAAAACACCUGCCUCCCAUGUGCCGCAAUGUGAAUCACCUGGGUAGUGUGAGAGUAAAAAUGCCGCCCUGCACAACUUACAAGUAUAAUUGCUGCCAUUGAGUGAAACUGCCCGUGCCUGUGCCACACCACAAGUAAAAAUGGUGCUGCAGGUGGUGCAAGACUCAAAGUGCCUGACCCACAGGUAAAAUUGCUGAUGCUGAAUGAAACUGCCCCACACGUUGCAUCAUAAGUCACCUGGGUAGUGCUGUGGGCAGCACAUCAGUCAAAAUGCUAUCCCGUGUGACUGCACGAUUUCUGUUCUCAUCCUGAAGCAAAGUUCUUAACCCAAGGUAAUAUUUCUGAGUUAGUGGAGUCUAUAACCUGAAGGGUAUGUAACCCAAGGUACCACUGUACAUACAUUGAAAUAGGUCUUAGUGUUUUCUGUUGCAUUACUUCCAAUAAAUGCAUAUGGGAUUGCAGUCCUUGAGAGAUGAAAGACUUACAAAAUGGCAGGUAGUUGCUUAUCUGCUUUAUAAAAUCGGGGGACAUUCUGCAAACAUAAACUAUAUUGUUGUUUUUCUUCGUACUAUAUAUUAUUGCCUCUGCCCCCUGCAAAGUGUUUUAUUUUUAAGAACAAUUCCUCUUGCUUGUGAAAAGUUUCCAGUUGUAUGAUUUGACAGAGUUCUUCUACAAGGACUUGCAAAUGUUCAAGAAAAUGGCCAGAGUUUAAUAUCUGGUAUAAUUUUAUUUGCUAGCUAACUUUUAAGGUUGUUCUGUUCUUGAUCAAGUAUUUAGUUCCUGCACAUUCUGUUUGUUGCUUAUUGCAGAUGUAAUACCAGUAAUUUAAGAUGCACGUAAGCUCCUUUGGGGAAAAUGUGAGCAUUUGGGAUUCUGAACAAAGUCUGGAGGAAACUGAUUUGUGGUGGGAGUCUUAAGCAAUAAGUAAUAAAUAUUAAAGGGACGCGGGUGGCUCUGUGGGUAAAACCUCAGCUCCUAGGACUUGCCGAUCGCAUGGUCGGCGGUUCGAAUCCCCGCGGCGGGGUGCGCUCCCGUCGUUUGGUCCCGGCACCUGCCAACCUAGCAGUUCGAAAGCACCUCCGGAUGCAAGUAGAUAAAUAGGGACCGCUUACCAGCGGGAAGGUAAACGGCGUUCCAUGUGUGCUGCACUGGCUCGCCAGAUGCAGCUUGUCACGCUGGCCACGUGACCUGGAAGUGUCUGCGGACAGCGCUGGCUCCCGGCCUAUAGAGUGAGAUGAGCGCCCAACCCUAGAGUCUGGCAAGACUGGCCCGAACGGGCAGGGGUACCUUUACCUUUACCUUUUAAUAAAUACAGUGGUACCUCGCAAGAUGAAUGCCUCGCAAGACGAAAGAGUUUUUCGUUUUUUGAGUUGCUUCGCAAGACGAGUUUCCCUAUGGGCUUGCUUCGCAAGACGAAAAACGAAAACGUCUUGCAAGUUUGUUUCCUUUUUCUUAAAACCAUUAAUACCCUAUGGGAAACCGUGCUUCGCAAGACGAAAAAUUCGCAAGACGAAAAACCUCGCAGAAUGAAUUAAUUUCGUCUUGCGAGGCACCACUGUAUUAAAGUCACUAAGCAAUAAGUAGCAGAUAUCCAGGUUGCUAAGGCUGAGUCAUAUGCAGAAGAAUGGGAACAGCUUCCAGUGUGAAUCCCUAGGAGAGAAGAACAAAGGUCUGAACACCUAAAUAGCCAUUGCAUAGCUGAGAGUAAGAAGAAGAACUUAAAGAGGCAUUACCUUACCCAGAACUUGGCUCUCUAGCAUUGCUAAGUGGCUAAGAUACACCCUCUGUCUUCUCUGCCAGGUGUCUCCAGAAGAGCUGCAGGGCCUUGGAUGGCUGCAGGCAUAAUACAUCUGUAGAUCUGGGUUUUCACCUUAAGAAUCUGAUCCCACGGUUUCAAGUGAAUAGUUGACUUUUUGGUGUGCGUGGGGGGGGGGCGUUCCAGUGAUAGAGUGUCUGCUUUGCAUAUGAAAGAUCCCAGAUUCAGCCUCUAGCACAGGGGUUGGCAAGGUUUACCUCGCCUGGGCCAGUUCACUCUAGUGGAGGUCCUUCCAUGGGCCGGAUUGCGCGCACACGCCUGCGAUUUCCGGCAUCUGCACAUGCGCAGGCGCGAUUUCUGGCGUCGCAGAAGCGAGUCCCCGCACCGCCAAGUGGGCAGCUCAGUUUGGAGGCAGCUCAUGGGCCGGUUAAAUGACCCCCGUGGGCCGCUUGUGGCCCAUGGGCCUUAGGUUGCCAACCCCUGCUCUAGCAUCUUCAAGUAGAGUUGAGAAAUACUCCUGUCUGAAUUCCUGGUUACUGCUAGUCAUUAUCUACAACACCACUCCCAUUAUCACACCACCAUCCUUUUGCUCAGAAGAGAGAUCUUAAAUUGGGAGUGUCCUACCACAUGCAUGGGACAAUGACAUUUUGGGACAGCCUUAUAGUUGUCGUGGUGGCCAUGAAGUUUUGCAACACCCCAGUUGAAGUGAGCUUGGCAUACAUAUUGAGAUCCCCCAAUGCUGCUGUUCUGGGAUUCUCAAAACCAAAUCCAAGACCAUCUUCAUAUGUAGUGAAAUAAUAGAAUUGUAGAGUUGGAAGGGAUCCCUGAGGGUCAUCAAGUCCACCCCCUGAAAUGCAGGAAUCUCAGCUAAAGCAUACAUGGCAGAAAGCCAUCCAACCUCUGCUUAAGAACCUCCAAGGAAGGAGAGUCCACCACCACUCUUGGGAGUCUUUUCCACUGUCGAACAGCUCUUACUGUUUGAAAGUUAUUCCUGAGGUUUAGUCAGAAUCUACUUCCUUGUAACUUGAAGCCAUUCGUUAGAGUCCUAUCCACAGGAGCAGGAGAAAACAAGCUUGAGAGUUUUAAAUUGCAGGGGCAAGCAGAAUGUGAUGUUUGAAUGGCUCUCUAAACUAUGCCUGUGUGGGUGACUAGUGUUCCUUUACAAUCUGAUCAUAGCAUAUGUGCUCAGUUUCAUAGAAAUGGUAGAGGGAGUCUAUCCUAAUACUCAGUUGGCCUGGGAUUCCGCAUUAUGACAUAGGAGGGCUUUGCUUACACUCAGUUAUGUCCUCUUAACUCGACCCCCAUAGCACAAUCCCCUGAAGACUUUUUACACCUUCAGCCUUUUAAAAUAUUGCCUACAUUUAAAUUGGCCUCUGGCAAAUUGGCGUUCUUGACAAGAACAGUUCAGGUGCUUAGUUGCAUAGAUAGUGAAAUUUGAUUUAGGUGCCUGGGCACCAGGAUGGUGCCUGGCAUCAUCGGGAUCCUUGGAUCUUGACUGUUUUCACACACUAAGACCACAUUCUGUAGAAUUCUCUCGCUUAUAUUUUAUCUGCACUAUCAGAAUGAAUUUCAAGAAUCAAAAUGCUUUUUCUGUGCAGCCUGAGCAGGAGCACUGAAUGACAUUAUAGUUAAUUGCUGUAGCUUGUCUUCACUUACCCCACCCCGCUGCGCUGCUCACAGUUAGGAAAAAUAUACUUACGUUAUGAAUGGUCCGUGUCACCAUUAAGAAAAAGAGGUAGGAAUAGGCCAAUAUAUAUGUGAACUGUCCCUGAAUCAAAUGACUUUUCUUCUUUAAGUUCUCAAAGUUCUUAACCUUUUUUUUUGUUUAAUUUAUUAUAACAUAUAAAACAUUUACAUUUAAACAAUACAUAUAUGCAAUACACUACCUUAUUUUCAUAGCAUAAAACAUACCUACAAUACUCUACAUAAUACCUACUUAUACUAUACAUAUCAACAUACCUACACACCUACCCCACACGGACACCCACCAAGUGACUUGACUUCCAGCCAUUCUUGUUACGCUACUUUAUUUUUCCAACUAGCUUAAACACAUUUCAUUGUUUCUUUGAUCUCUUCUUCUAUCUUAAUUUUUCUCUCCUUUCACUCUAAUCAUUUUCUGGAUUCACUCAGUAUCUGUCAAAAAUUCUAUUUUUUCCAUAUAGAUUUUGAUGUAUUCCUUAAAGAUAGUCGACUCCUUAUUCACUUUUUGUAGCAUAUCUCCUCUUAUCCUCCUGUUAAUUCGGCAAUAUGGAAGUAUUCCAUCAUUUUAGAUAGCCAGUCUGUUUUAGUUGGGAUGCUGCUGCUUUUCCAAUUUUUGGCAAUUAAUAACCUUGCCGCCAUAGUCACAUACAUAAAUAUUGGUCUGACCGUUCUUUUUAUUUCCUCUGACAUGAUACCUAGGGGAAAGGAUUCUGGUUUUUUUUCCAAAUGAGAAUCUAAACAUCUUUUUCAAUUCGUUAUAAAUAUUUUCCCAGAAUCCCACUAUCUCUUUGCACUCCCACCACAUGUGUAGAAAGGUUCCUGCCCCGUUUUUGCAUCUCCAACAGACAUCACUACAGUUUUUAUACAUUUUUGCCAGUCUAACCGGACUUCAAAGUUCUUAACCUAGCUCAAGGUUGUCAUCUGAACCAGCCACAUGUUUAACUGAUAAUCGACCACAGUGACUUCAUCAUUUGAAAAAUAAGACUUUAGAGCCAUCUUGCAAAAAAUUGAAUAUUAGACAUUCCAUUUUUGUGACUGUAACCUUGGUUUUAGGAGCUAUUUUGCACCUAGCUUACGUAUCUGAGUUUCUAACGCUGGCUAAAAGUACUUGUGCCGGAGUAAGAGAGAAAAGAUUCCCAUAGGCAUGUGGUGAGAUAGCUUAGCUACCUUUCAUAAAUCACAGUCUGCCUUUCGAAUUUCCUUUCCAUUUCCACCAUGUUUCCUUGAUUGUGUUUUUCUUUCAGAUUUGAAUGUGAUGCAUACAUCUAAAAAUCUUUUGCUAUUCAUUGUUUGCAGCCUAAAGAAUGUAAUGGUAUCAAAAUUCCCAUUGACUCCAGCAAACCAAACCCCAAUGAAGUGGAAUUCGAUAAUCUGUAUUUGGAUAUGAAUGGCAUCAUCCACCCUUGUACACAUCCUGAGGACAAGUGAGUCACAUUUGUACUUUAAAUAGGUAGCUUUUAUUAAACAUUGUUUGGAUAUUGACACAAUUUCUUACAUUGCAGACCAGCACCCAAAAAUGAAGAUGAAAUGAUGGUGGCCAUAUUUGAGUAUAUUGACAGGCUUUUUAAUAUUGUGAGACCGAGGCGGCUUCUCUACAUGGCAAUAGAUGGAGUGGUAAGUACUUAAGUGGUUGCCAUUGAUGUAUUUGGGUCAGGGUUAAUAAAAAUUGUGUCUGAAUCGUUUGAAGUGCUAUUUUCUGCUGCAGUUUAAUUUCCACUUUAUUUACAGUGGACACAAUGACUAAAUUCCAUUCCUGCAUCUGUUUUGCCAGUUGGUGAACAGAGUCAAAAUUAAAGUAACUGCAUUUAUAUAUGAGAUGAUUUUAUUUUUAACACUUUGUGAGUGUGAACAUUACUUAUGCCACCUAAGAUAGAUUGUGAAUGGUGGCUUCAUUUAAGGUUCAUUAAGGAAGCUGCUCCGGCGGGAAGGUAAACGGUGUUUCCGUGCGCUGCUCUGGUUUGCCAGAAGCGGCUUAGUCAUGCUGGUUACAUGACCCGGAAGCUGUACGCCGGCUCCCUCGGCCAAUAAAGCGAGAUGAGCGCCGCAACCCCAGAGUCGGUCACGACUGGAUCUAAUGGUCAGGGGUCCCUUUAAGGAAGCCACUGGUAUGUGAUCUCAGUUUGUUGAUCUUCUUAUAGCCCAUCCCAGUGCUUGUCAGUGCUUAGUGUUGUGGCAUACAUGCACAGUCUAGAAAGGUAUUGCAGGAUAAGAUGAGUUUGUCAACUCCCCUUCAAUUUCUCUCUGAGUGCAGUCUGAACUCAAGAGUGGUAUUCUUCAAGGCAGGUCCUUUUAGAAUGAUGUAUAACCUUAUUGUUCAAGAAGAACUCCUUUUUAUUUCUUAAUCUUGUCUUUGCAUUUAUUUUGGUCCUAAUCCUAACCCCUGAGUGACAGCCACAGGGCACGAUGGAACGGCACAGCCAGAGCUAUAGCUAUAGCACUGGCACUCACACCAGGUCUCAGGCUGGUACUGCAAAGGGUCAUAGAUCAGACCUGUCACUGUCACAUGAUAGCAGCUGGGUCUGCACAGGUUCUAGCCAGUCCUGUGCUGGCCCAGCCUUACCCCUCCCUGCCUCCAUUUUGGGGUUUCCCUUGGCUACUGCUGGUGGGAAUGCAACUGGCAGCAACUUCCAUCCCUGUUUGCAUCACACUUUGUCAGCAGAACUCCACCACUUACAGGGUGAUACUUCUGCUCCAUUCAGACGUAUAGCUGUCAACUUUUCCCGUUUCUUGUGAGGAAUCCUAUUCGGAAUAAGGGAAUGUCCCUUUAAAAAAGGGAAAAGUUGACAGCUAUGUUCAGGCAUGCUCCAGAAAUGGUGGUAGAUCAGGGGUUGGGAUUGUUCUGCUUAAAAUGAUAAUGCGUUAUACCCACUCUCAGUUUGCAUUGCAUAUACACAUCUGAACUAGAAUACAUUAAUUUGUAAAAUUAUAAGCCUUCUGUUUUAGAUUGCAAAACUGAAACAACCCCAAACACCUAUUUUCAUGUUCACAAGUUACUAGCGAUAUCUCAGUGGAGGAUCCCUUAACUGAUAAGGAUUAAUGAAUGAAAAGUAUAUUUACUCAGGGGCUAUUCCAGAUUGUUUUAACAACCAGUUUAAUCAGUUUAGCUGUAGACAACAGCUUGUGAAACUGUUCUUGCACACAGGAUAUUUUAGCUAACUUCCAUUAACUGUUACUGGUCAGGAAGCCUCCUUGUUCUGAGAUCAGUUAAAGAAUGAUGAAGCAAUAAUUUUCCAAAGUUGGAUCCAGUCAUCUGUCCUGGACUUAGUAAUGUGUUUCAAGUUAGUUUUUUAAAACAUGAUUAAUUAGUUUCUGUCACAUACCAGUCUUUCCAGCUGGUAGACAAAGGGGAGAAGGCAAAAAUGUCCCUGCCUAUCCCAAAGCUUCCUUUGCUGUUGCUGUCUCCCUCCACCACUGCUACCAGACUCCACUGCAGUAAGAAAGAACAGGCAACUGUGUAUAGCACAACGGUAAAAAAAACAGUGUUAACUGCAUCAUAACAACAUAUAUAAAGUAGCAAUUGCCAGCAAGAAGGUUGAUUACAUUCCACAGGUAAACAAAAAGGUUUUCACCUUGCACUAAAAUGAAGCCAAUGUGAGGACAAAGAAAUGUUGCAGCUGCUGCAGUAUAUGUGGCAAAAAAAUGAGGCACAGCUGUAUUACUGAACUGGAAGCAUAUUUAAUUGUUGUAAAGUUUCUCAUGGGUAAUGGAAAUCGCCCCAUGCUUAAAUAAAAUAAUAAAUGCAAUUGCAGUUUCUCUUUUGAACGUUGGCUUAAGCUCUUGAGUAUGUAUUUUAAAACAUAAAUGGAAAAAAUAUUGCUACCAGCUGUUAAGGCUUCCUCAAUUGCAUACAUAAAGUAAGUAAGCUCUCGUUACGUGAAUCAUUCUAAGGUUCUCAAAUUUAAUAAAGUAUAGAAAUUAAGUAUAAAGGGUGAAAUGAUUAGUCAUGGUAAUUCUAUUCUUCUAGGCUCCCCGUGCAAAAAUGAACCAGCAAAGAUCUAGAAGAUUUAGAGCAUCAAAGGAAGGAGUGGAGACUGCAGAAGAGAAGCAGAGAAUCAGACAAGAAAUUUUAGAGAAAGGUAUAUAGAUUUGUUACCUAUUCAGUUUAGUUCAGUAACAGGUAACUUGAAGAAGAGUUGCAUCUUCUGAAGUAUUACUCUUGCGACAGGCUCCAUAUCACAGAUAUCACAUGACUGGCCUAGAGAGAAGACUGACAUGCACUUAGUUUUGUAUUAAAUUUUGCAUUAGCAGUUGUUUGUGUUCUGUGAUUUCUUGGGAGUGUAGGAAAGCUGUGUAAUAUGGAAUUGAGCGCAGAAUUCAGGUUCCUAAAAUCUAAGCAUAUUUAAAACCACAUUUCUAACCCUUAUUUUUACCAUUUAUUAAAUUUCUAUACCACCCUUCAUCUGAGGGUCAGUGGGAGAUUUACAAUAGUUGUACAGAUGUGCAUGAAAUUGUAUUAGCAAUGCAUUGUAAAAAUUGAAGAGUUGCUGAAUUAAAAUUAGUAGAGAAUAGAGCUACAAUGGUCUGCAUCACCUUGUAACUAGAAGGAGCUUAAUAAAGUAUGCAAAACAAAAAGUCAAGCAAAUUUGCAUGAUUUUGUUAUUGAUCACUCAUAAUUUAUACUUAUAACAAUACAAAUGCAUCCCUAUGCAAACUGAUCGGAAAGCUCCACUAAGAGCCAUGGGACUUGUGCCUGAGUUUAUAUAUAUGUAUAAAAUUGUGGUUUUGAUCACAACUAGUUGUGAUUCCCAUAACUGAGUGAAAUGAGAUAUUACAUGUUCAAAAUAACAGAGGGAGUAUGUCUGUCCCCCUCCCUCCUGCAGUUAUCUGUCUCAAACUAGUUAAAUUAUGUUGCUUUUAAAGGUGGCUAUCUUCCUCCAGAAGAAAUAAAAGAAAGAUUUGAUAGCAAUUGCAUUACUCCAGUAAGUAUUCUUCUAAUUCUAAUUUGGGAGUUGUCACAGUACUGAUCAUGGUAUUGUUGCGUGAUUCUUGGCUAAUCUCUGACUGGCUGUAGGUUUCUUCCCUCCUCCUAUCUUCAGAAUAGCUGUGUGAGGAUAGACUAGGAUCCAACAGCUUUUCUCUAGGCAACAAUGCUGUUUGAUGGCAUUCACAGAGGAAGAAUAUUCUUCUCUUUGGCCUCUCCUGCUGCACUGUAAGAACGGUGAGGAGAAACUGAAAGGCAGCAGCAAAGAUGGGGUGCUUUUUCAAAUUCAUGGUUUUUUUCCAUGUGGAAAAAUCUAAAUUUGUUGGCGUAUUAAGAAUUGCCCUGCCAAUGUCAGCACAGGUUUGGGGAGCUGUGGCAUACAGGGAGUUUCGGCAGUUCUAUAGGGUAAUCUGUUGUUAAUACCGUAGGUCAAAGAGGGCGCCUACACCAUGUUUUGGCAUUUGCCUAACAAGCAAGCUGUAGAGAUGGAGGCACGGACAUGCAUGCAAGAUUUGCCUUGAAAUGGUUUGGUAUUUGAAGAGGUUUUUUAAAUGUGUUCAACUGACCAAACUUAAACUCUCCUGUAAGUGGGAACCUUCUUUUACCAGAUAGCUUUUUCUAAGUGCAUUCUGUCAAACAUGCUUAAGAAUCUUCUUCAAGCCUUUGUGCUAGUUGUACAGAACUUUGCAUUACAGUUCCUAUGUUCCGUUAGGUGCUGGAACAUGACUUUAGGCUUAUUUGGAUUUCUAGCCAGAAAUUUCCCAUACAAAAAACCUUGGGCUACAACAGAGUUAUCUCUUCCAGCCCUAAUCCAGUGUUUGGUUUCAUGCAGAAACCUUGUGUGAAGGUGUGUUCAGCACAGAAAUCCUCAUAGGCUUAAGAAAAAUAAACCUUUUUUCACUAAGCAAGACCUGAGUGAUGAAGAGCUCAUUAUGUGAUGGAUUUGGUUGUAAGGGUUUCAAGUUUGGUUUCCUAGUAAACUUCAAACAUAAAAUGUUGACCUAAUCAUUAGCCAAGUUGUAUGUUUCUGAACCUCUUUGCUUCCUAGUGGAAAAAAUGUAAAAUAUAAAUGAGGCAUGGGGAAUUUCCUGUUGAGGAGAGUGUUCUCCGCGCCGCAGUGCUUCAUCUCUCAAGGGCUGUCUGCAGUGGGCAGGACCAGAGCCAGUAUAAAUAUAAAAGUGGGGGUUUCCUCUUUUCUAUUUCUGACACAUUUUUUCUCUCCCUUCCUCUACAUUCAGAGGGCUUCUGGGGACAGUUUUAUCUUGCCAAGGGGUUUGAACUGGUGACCAGGAGGUUCCCCACAUAUAUAAAUGCAGAUGCAGAUUGUAGUUGUGUAAUAAUAAUAUUUUUUUUUAAAAAAUAAAAUACUGUGUUGUAAAUUUUGUGGCUGUGCUUGAGGUUAAUUACUUAGUCUUGAAAUUCUAUGCCUGUAAAAUUGUAGUACAGUGGUACCUUGGAUGUCGAACUUAAUCCGUUCUGGGAGUCCGUUCAACUCCCAGAACCAUUUGAAAGCCAAGGUGUGACUUCCGGUUGGCUGUAGGAGCUUUCUACACUCAAUUGGAAGCUGCGUCGGACGUUUGGCUUCUGAAAAAUGUUCCCAAACUGGAACACUCACUUCCGGGUUUGUGGCGUUCAGGAGCCAAGCCGUUUGACAACCAAGGUACCACUGUACUAAUUGGAAGACUAUGACUAGGCAUUGGUAUGCCUCCCCUGAUGCAUUUUAGGGCUUGAGCUGUGUUAAUGCAGCUGUGGAUUUAUACUUGCUUAGGCAUAGCACUCUCUAUGGUUCAAGGAGUGUAGUAAUUGGGGGCAACUGGCUCUGCCCCCAAGCUUUCAUUUUGCUUCAUUUGCUUGCCCCUUCAACUGUUGGACUUUUGUGCUCUGCUUUUUUAUUUUUUUAAAAAUAAGAUGGCUCACAUCUGCAAUCUGCCCAUCACAAUCUAAAUUUUGUAUUAUAUUUCCCUGUUCUUUAGGGGACUGAGUUUAUGGACAAUCUUGCUAAAUGCCUUCGCUAUUAUAUUGCUGAUCGUUUAAACAAUGAUCCAGGAUGGAAAAACUUGGCAGUAAGUUUCAUACCCGUAUUGUUCAAUAAGUGGAACUUGUACUAUUCUUGACUGAUGCAAAUGAGUUCCAGAAGAUAGUUGUUUUAAUUGAAGAAGAUAAACCAACAGUUUAACAUCCAGGUAUAGUUUAGGAGUUCCCAAGGUGUUUAGCUGUUUUAUCUCAGAUGUGGAAAUUUUGAAAACCUAUCAUUAGAUCAGAUCCAUAGUUACUUUUGGAGUGUGUGAGCCCAGUGGCAUUUUGACCCCACUUUUACCAUAUCAACUUUGAAACACACUUGGCUUAAAAAUCAGCUUUUCAUGUGUGGUGUGGCAAGGCAAGAUGCGGGGGUGGGGGGCAUGUGCCCGAAUACGCCUGUGUGUUGUAAGAGGGUCUGGUGUGCCUUGAAAAAUUCACUACUAAUAACUUAAGAGCCUGACUGGACCAGGCCAAAGCUCUGUCUAGUUCUCUCCGUGGCUAGCAGACUCCUAUGGGAAUCCUGCAAGCAGGACCUGAGCACAGCAGCACUCUCCCCACAUGCAAGCCCCAGCUACUGCUAUUCAGAGGCAUAGAGUCUCCAGCCAUGGAGGUCGUGUAUAGUCCUCAUGGCUAGUAGACAAAUUCAUGGAGGAAAAGGCUAAUAGCCUCUUAAAGCCAUCCAAGUUAGUGACCUUCACUACAUCUUGUGGAGCGAACUCCAUAGUUGAACUUUUGGAUGUUUGUAUGUGAUGCCAAUAAAAGGUUUGAUGAUUAUGAUGAUAGUGGAACUGUGUGCUAUGUGAAGAGGCCCUCUAUUGCCUUGAAGCGGGAAGGUUCCAUGUGCUGGUGCCUCCGCCGCUCAUACAGCCUGCUGUGUAGCUGAUAGGCAUGGUAGGAUCACCUGGAAAGGCUUUCUGCCUGGGAAAAAUGGGGAAGCAGGAGGCAUUAUUAUCCAGACCAUCUCAUAGUUGUAAGGAGGAUGUGUGAAUGUUGUUUUGAGGAGUGAUGUGUAACUUUGUGCAUGCGUGCAAUGCGCUUCCAGUUUUGAUUUAUUUUUUAAAAUGUCCUAGGUCUUCAGGAACACUGUGCCAAAUAACACAAAUUAGUAGUAAUUUUAAUGGUGUUGCAAAGUAUUGAGUGUUUCGCUCUACUUUUUAUGUUUCCUCUUUGUGGUGAUGUUUGUAGGUUAUUUUAUCUGAUGCUAGUGCUCCUGGUGAAGGUGAACACAAAAUCAUGGAUUACAUACGAAGGCAAAGAGGUAUUUUUUGCGGUUUCUACAGUAAAAGUUGUAUCUACUGAUAUUAGUAAAAGUGGGCUGUUCAAUGUGAAUAGAUCUACUUUUUCUGAAUAUUUUUAUGCAAAAGUGCAUAAGCAAAACAGAUGUGAAAAAAGGUGUUUAGAACAGUAAAGAGAGGUGUGUUUUUUUUUUUUGAUGAAUCAUAAAUACUAUAGUGGUUUUAGAACAUUAGAUACAGUACAGUAUUAGAAUUAAAAACAUAGAGCACCUUGGAAUGAAAUAUUGACCUUUAAAAUGGGAGGGAAGGAAGGAGAGAGUGAGGAAGUCUGGCAAAGACAACACCAGGGCCUGCUCCAGUUGGGCUUUGGGCUUAAUCUUCAUGAAUUUGGAAUCUGAUUAAAUGGCAAACAAUCAUUAAAUAUCUUGGCAGCUACAGGUAUUCAUAUUAUCUUGUGAACCACUCUGAGAUCUUUUGAUAAAGGGCGGUACAGUCGUACCUUGGUUCUUGAAGAGAAUGCAUUCUGGGAGUCCCUUUGACUCCUGGAACCAUUCGAAAACCAAGGUGUGGCUUCUGAUUGGCUGCAGGAGCAUCCUGCAGCCAAUUGGAAGCCGUACCGAAUGUUUGGCUUCCAAAAAUCAUUUGAAAACCAGAACAGUCACUUCUCGGUUUCAAUUGUUUGGGACCAAGGCGUUUGAGAUCCAAGGUGCGACUAUAUAAAUCUAAAUAAAUAGUAUUCUGGUGAAAAUGCCACUAGGUCUGCCAGUUUUAUCAACUUUCUACUUCUGUAUUGCCUUUCUGACCUCUUGACUGUCUAUUGUGCUUUUGCAAUUUAUUUAUUUAUUUAUUUAUUUUAUACACUACCCUUUCCUACCAAAAGAGCCAAGGGCAGCAUAUGUAAUUUUAUUCAACCUUAGAGGUCAGCAAUAAGUCUUCAGUAAUUAUUUCCUUCUGCCUAAGAAUAAUAAAAUGUAUUUAACAUUUCUUUCUUUUUUGCUUUAGCUCAACCGAAUCAUGAUCCAAACACGCACCACUGUUUGUGUGGUGCUGAUGGUAAGUCCAUUUCUUAGUUUUCUUCCAUUAGUAAUUAUUCUAGCAGUUAAGUAGAGAAUGAUUUGUAUGGGUCAGUACUGUGUAUACUGAGUAAAUCACAUUUGUAAAACGUGGUAAUGCCAUCUUGGGGUCUACAGUUAUAUUUUGGAGGUUACUAAGGUUGUUAAAAAACUUAUGUCUACAUAAUUAACAUAUUUGUGAUUGCUUAGAGCUUUUAUUUACAAUUAGUUGGUUGGCAUCUGUCUGUUUUGGAAGACAAUGGAGGAGUACACCUUUGGGUGUGAAGUCAAACUGUUGGAAGGUUACAGCGUCUGCUGUGGCUCUAGAGACCAGCACAGGAGAGACAUGUUUUAUUGCAUCUGGGGCAGAGGAAACCAUCCAGUUGUGCUGCCGCCGAUGCACCAAGACAUUUCUUCUGUCUGCGCUCCUCCCAGCAAUCAUUUCUCCUCUGGGCACUGGUGUAGAUGCACGACCUGACUCUGUUUUCAGGUCCUGCGGUCAUCUGUUACGGAUUCUCACAUGAUGUGGUUGAUAUUGCCAGCCUUCAUAGCAUGUUUGCAAGCAUCAUUGUAGCGCAUGGUUUGCCAAUGGGUCUGGUGCCUGAAUUUACAGUUAAGCAGUAUACAUAUUCUGUUAUGAAAAAUAAUAAUGUUAUACUGCUAAUUGACAUACUUUGUUUUGUUUGAAGGAUCAUCUGCAUUGGCCAUUAUUGUAGUUAUUUACUUAGUAUUUGAUUUUUGCUUUAUUUCUUUUAUAGCUGACCUAAUUAUGUUGGGAUUGGCUACACAUGAACCAAACUUUACUAUAAUUAGAGAAGAAUUUAAGCCUAAUAAACCAAAGCCAUGUGCUCUUUGCAACCAGUUUGGACAUGAAGUUAAGGACUGUCAGGGUCUGCCAAAAGAAAAACAAGGGGAGGUAGGUUGAACAGUUUGCUCACUUUCUCAAGAGCCAGCGCGUUAUGCAAGAGAAUGAAAUGAUAGGUUUGAAUGAAGGAGAUUCCUGUUCAGAUCCUUCCUUAGCCAUGAAGUCAUUGUGUGGCUUUGAGUAAUCUCUGUCUCUCAGACUAACAUUGCAGGUUGGCAACAAGGACAUACCGAAACCCAUUCUCAAUUAUUUGUAAAGGAAGGAACACAAAGCAGGAUUCAUUUCCUUGAAAUAAAUGUGGUCUAACAAAUUAUGGGACUUGUGGGGAGGGGCAAAUCAAUUCAGCAGAAAUGCCAAAGUGCAUUUAAAUAUUGUGCAGCAAAAUGGGAAUGGGGUGACAGAUUAGAGUCAGCUCUGCAAGUUUAGACUUCAUCCCCUUGAUUUCAGAAACAGUCCCAUAUACUCUUACCUGAGAAUAAGGCAUGCACAGGAAUUUUCUGUAAUCUUAAUUUAUUAUUGAAGUGGCAUUCUGAAACACACCUUUCUAGAGCAAAGAACUUAGUGAAUUUAGCAGGACUUAGUUCUGAAUAAACAUGCUUAGGCCUGUGCUGUGGGAGAAGGUACUCUAAAGUAAAGCUUACAUACAAAUAGUAUACUAUUUUUCUCUUUUGUAGCACGAUCAAUUUGCAGAUUGUCCUCCUGGUUCGGAACAAGAAUUUAUCUUUAUUCGCUUAUGUGUUUUGAGAGAAGUAAGUAAUAUUUGGAUGUGUUUGAACUAAGGCUGUAAUCCUAUGCAGUGGGUCUCUGGACCUGUUAAAUACAUCAGGACUAACUUCCAAGCCAAUGUGCACAAGUUGCCAUGGCAACCAAAAAAUUAAUUCUGGCAAUCGGCCAGGAGAAGCCAUGUGUCUUGCCCUUUGUUUUUUGUUAGCUACCAGCAUUUUCCCUGUUCAGCAGCAAAAGGUGGUUUCAGGACAUGCUGCUGCUGAAUUGUCUUACAUUUAAUCCUGCCCUGCCUGCUCUUCUCUCAUUCCUCCGACUAGGUUGGCAUUUUGAAACAUUACUUCUAUUAGUCAGCUUUGUUCAGCUACCAUACAAGGGUUUUGUGUCUUGCUUCUCCAGAGAGUCUUGUCUGCAAGGUCUUUCGCUCUCUUCUUCGCAGUUGGCAUCUCUCUUUCACGCACCCCACUUUCCAUCUCAGAAAGGAGGGGGGAACUGCAGAAGUUUCACAAGGGCUCCCCACAUUUUGUUCUUCAGAGGCUGAUAAAGGAACAAAAAAGAUGAACUGGUUGUGAUGUAAGCUGCAGCAAAGGAAAAAACAAAAAUCUGGAGUAGACUUUUUUGUGGCAUGGAAAGAUCAUGUUCCUAGCCUUUUUAGCCAUGACAAACAACUUAGAGGGAAGGAGAAAAUUUUAAUUUUGCCAAGCUGCUGGAGGUGAAUUUGGAAAAAAUAGGACUGGGGGUUUUGGAGGAUGAAAUUGUUGGGGGAGGACAUUAUUUAAUUUCAAGGAAGAGUUAUGCAGGAAUUCCAGUUUGUGGGGAAAGAGUGUCUUUGCUAGAUUCUCACCUUAAUUCUGUGAGAGAGACAGAUUGCGCUUGCUUGAUGGAAAUGGCUACUUACCUGAAUCUGUAAUGGAUGAAAAGAGAUAAGCAUUUUCCAUAUGCUCUGAUAGCUUAGCCAUGGUGGUCUAGGCACUGGUAACCUCAAGCUGUAUUACUGCAAGGCAUUUUUUGUGAGUCCAAGAUUAAGGCUGGUUUGGAAGCUGCAGCUGCUGCAGAAUGCUGGUUAUUUACAGCAAUUGACAUCACUUUUGAAGAACUUGCACUGGCUUCCAAUAUGCUACUGGGCCACAUUUAAGGUGCCCUAAGCAAUUUCAAACCAGCCUACCUGAAGGGUCACCUUUCUCCUUAUAUUCUGCAUAUUCUUUGAGAUGGUGGGUGUUAUUGUUUUGUCUGUUAUUAGAGUUUGUAUUUUGUAUUUUUAUACUGUAAACUGCCCUGUGAUCCUUGGAUCGAGGGUGGUACAAAAAUUUAAUAAAUAAAAUAUGCUUAAGUCACUUUAGACAUCCAUUUGGAACGGAAGUGGGACAUUUAGCAUAGCAGUACCUUUAUUGUGGACUUGAUGGCCUGUCAAGGCAGGUUUUUGUGCCCCACUUUGAGAAUUCCCUCGAUUUAGUGGUAUAGAACUUUAUGUAUAAGUAACUGCACACUAACAUUUUAUUUCUAGUAGCAUCUGUAGAAAUGUGUUCCAUUUAUCUCUCUCUCUCUCAAAUAAUUCUAGUAUUUGGAAAGAGAGCUAACGAUGGCCAGUUUGCCUUUCACUUUUGAUGUUGAAAGAAGUAUCGAUGACUGGGUUUUCAUGUGUUUCUUUGUGGGAAAUGACUUUCUUCCUCAUUUACCUUCGUUAGAGAUCAGGUAUGGAAAGCAGCAUUAUAUGCAAAGUUACUUGAUGUGGUGAAAGGUUGUACAAUGAAUGUUACAAGAACGUGUUUAGGUAUCCAAAAGACUUUGGGCUCUUUCUGUGCAAUUUCCUCCUAUUUUUCAGAACCAAUAGCAUACCAUAACCUUGUUUUGAAAGUUCCUUCAGUUUCAAAAAUGGUUUGCUAUGUGGCAUAGAGUGGGGCUGAUAUUUGAAAAGCAAAAGCCUAAAGCCCUCUUUGGUGUACAACAUUUAUCUUUUAGAUUUAAGGCAACCCUUACCACAAACUGAAUAUAUGUGCUGUCUCUGUUUUCCUUAAAAACAAAACAAAACUGUUUUUAUUUAUUUUCAUGGUAGAGAAGAAAAUUUUUGAGAAAACAAUUGUUACAAUAGUAAACAACAAAUUACAAACUUUUAUCAUGCCAUGUGUUAAAGUUUCAUUUGAUUCCUCUAGAGUUCACACCAUGUUUUCCCAUGAGUGCUGGGUAGAUUCCUGCCAGCCUGAACGAUUUAUGUAUUCAGUAAACAUUUGCCAUACAUUAUAAAAGGAAUAUGGAUUGUGUUUGCCCUCUACCGCUCUCACCUGGCAUGUCAGUUUCUCAGCCAAUUCUAUUGACCAUACUCUGUUAUACCAAGAUUUGUAACAAUAAAACUUGGUGGUUAUGUAGCAAUUCUGAGUCUUCAAGAUGUGUCAAGUAACAGUGUUGCCUUGUUCUAGGAACCUUACGCAACUCUUCUCAACCUUGGGUUCCCAGAUGUUGUUGGACUACAACUCCCACCAUCCUCAGCUGGCCAAGGGUGAUGGGAGUUGUAGUCCGGAAACGUCUGGAGAUUGGAGGUUCCUGCCAAUAGGAGCAGAGCAAGAAUGGUUUUAGACAAGGGAACGCUGAGAUUCCUGUAUUGCAGGGGGUUGGACUAGAUGACCAUGAGGGUCACUUCCACCUCUACAAUUCUGUGGUUCUGUAAUAGGGCAUUAGCUGUUCCAAACUUAUUAACCACAGUUGGUUAUCAAGUGUGUGUGAUUUGAGGCUUUUAAAAUGCAUGACUUCAUAUAAAUAAUUACUGUAUUUUUCUGUGUAUAAGACUAGGGUUUUCCCCUAAAAUAAUAAUGUUAAAAAUUAGGGGGCGUCUUAUACUCUGGACCAUCCCCCCCCAUAUUCUUAAAUCUGAGUCCCCCAAAAUAGGGGCGUCUUAUACAUGGGGGCAUCUUAUAGACAGAAAAAUACGGUACUUUGUAUUGUUUAUAUUUAUCCUGCACAUUACAUUGAGGCUUCUUGAACGUCUGACUCCUCUGUGCCAUGGACUGGGCCUGGGCUCAUUCACUCCCAGUUUAGUAGCAAGCUUGCCCUGUCAUGUGUGCAGGUGGUUGUUGGUGUUUUGCCUUUAUAGUACAGGUGAUUCAGAAGUGCUUUAUCCUAAGUUGAGUUUAGAGGUUUUUUCCAGACCCCUGCCUUUUCUAGUUUCCCAUAAGAUAAUUAUAACAACUCUAAUGAGUUAGGUCGCUGCCCAGUUAAAACCUGUUUUCAAGUGAACUUGUGCUGCUUGCCCCAGAGAGUAAGGGUGGGGUUCUCUCUGUCACUGAAGGAAAGCAUUCAUGGGUUUUCCUUGUUUCCAGUGAUAUUCGUUAUGGGAAGGAAUGACAGCAGGCACUCUGUGAGAUCAGCACUGGUUCACAGAUUAGUAACUAAAUGCUGGUUCAGACUGUGUGUGUACAACAUCCUGUAAAAUGGCUAAAUGAAUUCAUUAUAUUUGUUUCACAGGGAAGGAGCAAUUGAUCGUCUAGUGAACAUAUAUAAAAAUGUUGUGCACAAAACUGGGGUAAGCCAUCUCACCCACCCACUCCAAUUUAAUCUCGUGGAACUUUAGGAGAAGGAAAGAUCGUUACAGUUCUGUUUUACAAUUUACAGGGAUACCUUACAGAAAAUGGCUAUGUCAACUUGCAAAGAGUGCAAAUGAUCAUGUUAUCUGUUGGAGAAGUUGAAGAUAAUAUUUUUAAGAAGCGAAAAGAUGAUGAGGUAAAAGAGUUCCUGUGACAUAUUUAUUGUGUAUCUGUGUUUUAUAGAGAAUAGUUUAAUUUAAUUACAUUAUUGAAAACAGUGAGUGUGGUUUAUUAUUAUCUUCGUGGUACUCUAGUAUGCAAUAAAUUAAAAAAUCAUGUUUUAACCAGAGACAUUAAAGGAUAGUUUGCCUCUGUAAGCUGUCAAUGAAUGUGUGUUGUAUCUGGGGUUUAUUUGAUGUUUUGAAUGGCUGGUGUAAUGUUUUUAAGUCAGUUCUGUGAGGAAAGGAAAAGAAACAGGAGCCGUGUUGGCCCAUGAGAGAGAGAGACAGAGAGAGACACAGAGAGUGUAAGGACAGCAAAACAAACAAUAACUUCAUUAGGACCGACAAAAAUAAUAAAUAAGUAUGCAAACCUUUGAGUUGAACAGAAUACUUCUUUCACUUGAAUGUGAGGGGGGAAUGCAAAAACAGAAGAAGAUUGUUGCUGGGCAGGGUGUUGCAUAAGACAUUCUUGGACAAAGAAGCAAUGGGAAGCUGUCUUACAGCAGACCUCAACUUCAGCUUCCAUUAUGCUGAGCAACAUUUUCCCAUUCCCUCCACACCUUUUGAUUUUUGCUCAGCGUCCAGUCUGUAGAAGACCUAGUAAACAUGAAAGCUUGCAUGUUGCUUUGUGAUUGACGGUGAUAUGUUGGGUGUGGAGUGUCUAUGUGUGUUAUGUGGUAGGAAAGCACCUGGAGAUUUAAAUAAACAAAUGGAUACUCCUAAACAUUUUUAUGAGUAUUUUAGUUGGAUUCCAGUUUUGUUUAGAACAACAGCAUUUUUUGUAGCAGGAAGUAGGGAGUUCUGCAUAUGACAAGUAUGAAUAAUUGUUUGAGCAUUUCCCCCCCCCCCCCCAAGAAAUGACCCUAAUAAAUAUUUCUGAUGUUUUUGGUUUUUUCCAUGUAAUUUGUAUGGUACACAGUUCUAAUAUCUUCAUUCUUCAUUUUAGGAAAAUUUCAGAAGAAGGCAGAAGGAUAAAAGAAAAAGGAUGAAAGUAAAUAUAGAGCUUCUAGCCCUGUUGUUUUUCCUUGCAACAUCCUGAUUUAAGACAAAUAUAUCAGUUUGGGUAAAAACAGCCUUAAUAUGGUUAUUUGUUUAUGUACGCCAACUUCUUGACCAUUUUGAGUUAAAAUGUAGGCUCAAAAUAAAUAAAUAAUGUUGCAGCUUUUUGCAAUACCCAUUCUAUCCCAAAUCACAAACUACCAUUGAAGUUUCUCAUGGACGCGUAACAUGGGGGCCUUUGAGAAACGUGCUUAGUGCUUCAUUAGGCUCAUGGAACUAGCUGAACAAUUAUUUAUAUCUCAGCUAUAGCAAAUGAUCCAGACUCCAAAUAACAUCUAUGUGCAUGCCCAAGAACUCAUCUGCCCCCAUUAGAUCUUUGACUUUUUUCCCUAUCUUAGUACAAAAUCUCACACACUGCGUCUGGACCUACUUUCAGUUAGGAAAGUGUCUUGCUGAGCAGCAUGGAAUGCUGCUUGGGUACAUAAACCCCUUAGCUAUAGGUUCCUUAGAUGCUAGACUAAAUUCAAGGCAUACAGAACAAUCUUAUGCCUGUUUUUCAGAAGUAAAUCCCAUUGAAUUAAAUGAGGCUUUCCAUAGGAUUGCAGUAAUAAAGACUUCAUAUAAAAAAGAUCAUGUUUUUUCUUGUGCCAUUUUUACACUUCCUCACCCUCCUCCCAAAACUUUUUCUGGUAACUUUUAUACAACACUUGAAACACCAUGUUUUCCACUGCUCCCAAGGCAGGGGGUGUUGAUUGAACUCCUCUAAGUGUAGUCUUUACGGUAGAUUUGUCUUCCCAUCACUCUCAUAUCUCUGCUUUAAUGCCACCAGCUUCCUCACAUAUGCCACUUGGAUUAAUAGCAGCUUAUUCUAAGGCCAGGUCUCAUAUUUCAUUUGAAACUUCUCAGAAUUGUCUAGGAACACUGAUGUUUGUAACUUAAAUGUCUUCUUAUGUACAUAAAAAUAUAAGAAUGUUGCCAUGCUGAAGUUUGGUUGGCUUCUGACAGGUGGCAUGAUGAACUACGGCUUGACUGCCUUUCUCCUUUGCCCCUGGACUGGUGAAAGGGAAAGCCCAAAUCUUUUGCCCCUUCAUUUCCCACUCCCCUACAUUUGCCACUGCUGGAAGGGAGGCAGAGCAUGAAGGAGAGAAAGUGUUUCCACCCUUGCAUCCUGCUGUGUUUCCUUCCUUCAUCCUCCCCCAUCCUCCCACCCUGCCUCAGGCUUCCCUCAGUGGCAAGGAGGUCUGAGGGAGGUUGGCAACCUAUGGAGGGGGGACAGGAUGUUGGGGUGAAGUGAGCAGGGGCGGCAGCCCCGUUUAUGCUUAGGAUUGUACUGUUACUCUCCUGGUUAGAUUUGGAAAUGCAGCCAGUGACAGAUGGCUAGCACAUGUUUAGAUUUUGGUUCUAAGCUUAUUUCAUAGUUGUAACACUUGUUCUGUUCUUUACAACUGUUUUAGUAAUGGAGAUAACAUAGUGACAAAACUGAAGCACUUUAACCAAUCUACUAAAACAAUCUAAAUCCAAGUGGAAGCAUUGGAUAAAAUGUAUACUGCUACUUACUUAUUUUAUCAGUGGAACCCUAGGCUUUUGUGUACAUAAUUGCAGCCUCUGCUGAGUCUCAGCAUUCAAGAAAUAUUUCAUUCUUGCCUGGAAAAUGAUGAUAAACAUUUCUGCUAAUGUAUGUCUGCUCACCUAGAGGGAACAGCAUUCUAUGCCUGGUGGCCAGUUCACCCCACAACCUUUGGGGAGGGGAAAUAGAGGAAGUCAUCAACCAAUCAAUAAUCCAAGACAUGCAGCCUUUGAAAUGAGAAUGCAAGACAGACAGAGCACUGUAAGUGAUUGAUCUGAACUUUGUCACAAGCAUAGAAGUAAUGACUAAGUGAGUUUAUAGACUUGUGGCUUACUAGUGGCUCAAUUUUAUUUCUGCAAGUGAAUCUCUUUUAAGUACAACUUCAAGUUCUUUUAAAUAGCUGUAGGUAAGCAACUGUCUUCUUGAACUUCACUAUACAUGUCACACCCUUAUUUAUUUAUUUAUUUAUUUAUUUAUUUAUUUAUUUAUUUGAAAUAUUUACAAAACAUCAGAACAGUUAUUAAAAUAGCUGACUACUCAGAACAUUGUAAGCAUCUGAACAGGCCUGUUAGCACAAACAAAUUUCAAGAGAUUGCAGGGGGUUAGAAUAAAUGAACCUUGUGGUCCCUUCCAACUCUGCAAUUUUAUGAUUGUAUGAAAGUGAGGUGCCUGAGAAUUCCAAAGAGAACACAAUACUUCUGGUUUCUGUUUAUUGUAGUUUUCUACUGUUAAUAUUUAUUGUUUUUGGCACUCUGAAAUAUCAUUUAUUAACUCUUUCCCCACCAUUCGUCCAAAAAUCCCUCCUUUUUCCUACUCCCCAUUUUCUAAUUUUACCUUUGCUCCCUUGGUCCUAGAGGUUAAACCCAGGGUGAGACCAGGAAUUGCCUUUGUCUCCUUACCAUGUGCCUCUGUGCAUAUGUUUGUAUGCAAACAUUAGUUUUAAAAUGUUUAAAAUGUGUUGUUGUUUUUUAAUUGUUUUGAUGUUUGCUGUCCUGGGUUCCUUUGAGAGGAAGGACUGGGUAGAAAUUUAAUCAAUCAGUCAAAUUAAUGAACUCUUGAGACAUACACAUACACACCCCAGUUUCAUGUACAAAGAAGUUUGCUCCAUAUGUAUGGAGCCAAGACUGGCAUUUUCCAACACAAAUUUCCACUGUUUACAUGAAGUUAAAACAACAUAUAUGCACUUUUAAUGGUUUUAACUGAUAGAUGCACCUAAGAAAAUUGUAACACAUAAAGUAGUCUUCAGCUAUGUUGAGCUGGGGGAGCAGGAUCUCUAGUGGUAUGUUUUCCUUCUUUUAAACACAGCGACUCUCCCUGCCUGCCAUAUUACAAUCUGCUUUUGAACCGCACCCCCCCCCCCCCCGGUGGCUUUUUACGUGGAAUGGAAUGCUACUUGCUCAAAGCCACUUGGGUGCCUGGAACUAGCUUGCACACGAUUCUUUUGGAUCCCAGCUUCUGCACCUCAAUAAAAUAGAUGGUUCUCUUUUUAUUUCUUUAUGACAAAGCCAUUAAUUUUAUAAGUGUAAUGAAACCUUUUUCCAACUAUCUGCCUGACAACUGCAUCCCCAGACUCCUUCAGCGUCUCCUAAUACGAGUUUCACCUCUGAUGGUUCACCAUCCCCAGCAGGAGGAAUUAAGCGGAAAGUAGAGGACAGUGACAGUGAACCUGAGCCUGAAGAUAAUAUCAGGUGAUACAUUUGGUACUUUGUUAGUGAAUUGUCAAAAGGGAAAUCGCCUCAUUAAUACUGUUUACCCUUUAUCUAUAGCACCUUCUAAUGCUUUUCCAUGAUCUUUUUAUCCACCAAUAAUUAAUGUGGAGGGUUGGGAUACUCAGGAAAUUCCAGUGAGAUGUGUAGGCUAUAGCUGUUAAAUUUUAAGUGUCUCCAUUAGUAUGCAUGAAGGUUUUCGUCCUAAAAGCUACUUCUCCCUUUGAGACUCAGCACCAGAUUGGCUAGAGGUUCAAUAUUCAGCUCAGCCGCUGUGAGCAGAAUGUCAUUGUUUUACAGCAUAAAUGAAACUGUUUAACUCUUAAAGUUCUACAACCAAAUCUCUUUACUUAAGGCUUUACUUCAGCUCCUUUGGGGAAUUGGAUUAUUGCUAAAGGAUAUACUUUUUACUCUCAAAAUUCCAGGCUAAAAACCCAGCAGCUCCAGUUUAAAAAGCCUCAAGCUGGAAGCCUCUGCCUGUCAGGGUAGACAAUAUUUGGCUAAGUUGACCAGUGAUUUGAUUCUGUAUAAGACAGCCUCAUGAGUUCAUAUAUUCUUCCGUGUACUCUUAAAUAUGUCAGAAAUUGUGGCAUGGAUCCAAAGUAGCACAGAGUCACGGCUGCUUGUAUAUGGGCACCUCUUACAGCAACUCCCCUCUAAAAUGCUUUCCAAAAGCUGGGGGAUUCUCCAUUAUAGCUUUUAAUGGGGAGCCUGUAGUUUUUGGGAGGACUUAUGUACUCUUUUGUGCUUGUUCACAGGGUGAGGGGGUUGGAUUCAGAAAAUGUAUUUUAAUAUACAUGCUUCACUGUUAGGUUAACUGCUCCCAAGAGAAUAAUAAUAACAAUAACAACAACAACAACAACAACAACAACAAUAAUAAUAAUAAUAAUAAUAAUAAUAAUAAUAAUAAUUUAUUAUUUGUACCCCGCCCAUCUGGCUGGGUUUCCCCAGCCACUCUGGGCGGCUUCCACAGAAACAAAAAAUACACUAAAAUCACACAUUAAAAACUUCCCUGAACAGGGCUGCCUUAAUAUGUCUUCUGAAUGUCAGGUAAUUGUUGAUCGCUUUGACAUCUGAUGGGAGGGCGUUCCACAGGGUGGGCGCCACUACCGAGAAGACCCUCUGCCUGGUUCCCUGUAGCUUUGCUUCUCGCAAUGAGGGAACCGCCAGAAGGCCUUCGGCGCUGGACCUCAGUGUACGGGCAGAACGAUGGGGGUGGAGACGCUCCUUCAGGUAUACUGGGCCGAGGCCGUUUAGGGCUUUAAAGGUCAGCACCAAUACUUUGAAUUGUGCUCGGAAACGUACUGGGAGCCAAUGUAGGUCUUUUAAGACUGGUGUUAUGUGGUCUCGGCGGCCGCUCCCAGUCACCAGUCUAGCUGCCGCGUUCUGGAUUAGUUGUAGUUUCCGGGUCACCUUCAAAGGUAGCCCCACGUAGAGCGCAUUGCAGUAGUCCAAGCAGGAGAUAACCAGAGCAUGCACCACUCUGGCGAGACUGUCCGCAGGCAGGUAGGGUCUCAGCCUGCGUACCAGAUGGAGCUGGUAAACAGCUGCCCUGGACACAGAUUUGACCUGUGUCUCCAUGGACAGCUGCGAGUCCAAAAUGACUCCCAGGCUGCGCACCUGGUCCUUCAGGGGCACAGUUACCCCAUUCAGGACCAGGGAAUCCUCCACACCUGCCCGCCUCCUGUCCCCCAAGAACAGUACUUCUGUCUUGUCAGGAUUCAACCUCAAUCUGUUAGCCGCCAUCCAACCUCAAACGGCCUCCAGGCACUCACUCCAGGAUAUUAGUUCCACAAGCAAAACUUGGAGCUCCUAUUUCCUUCAAAUAGCACACAGUUGUACUUCAUGCUCACAACAAACUGUGUGGUAGCUUAGGCUGAGUGAUGAUGAGUUGUCCAAGCUCUCCACCUGCCACACAAAUGUCAUGGUCGAGCAAGGCCUGGUGACUGAGAUCCAAAGAAGCUUUUUGGCACAUGUCUCUAUGUGUGUACAGAGACACAUGCUGGGGAAGGAGUGGUUUCCCUUCCAGCUGAAUCUGUUUCUUCUACCGUGUGCCAGAAGGACCUCUGUGAACCUCUAUAAAAGCUUCUUGGAUGAAGUGAAGGGGGCUGCAGAAGGAAGAGGGGCCCAAAAAGCCUCUCUUUGAAUCCCAGUCUAUGUGCACUCAUAUGUUUGGCUAACAGGAAGGGAAUGGAGGAAAGAAUGAGAAAGGUAUCUAUGUUACUUACCUCUUAAGAGUUUUCUGGGGUCAACAAAGGCAUGUGAUGCUGUUAUACUACUUAAUCUUGUAUUAAAACGAUUUUAAAAAUUGAAUUGUAUGUUAUUUCAAGUCAUGUUAUACAAAAAAUAAUAACAAAGCUUGAAUUGUUGUACAGGUUAUGGGAAGCUGGCUGGAAACAGCGCUACUACAAGAACAAAUUUGAUGUUGAUGUCUCUGAUAAAAAUUUCCGUCGUAAAGUUGUCCAGUCUUAUGUAGAAGGGCUUUGCUGGGUUCUCCGGUACUAUUAUCAGGUACUUACUAUCUUCCAUUAAAAUUUAUAUAAUUGCAAAAAACUUCAUUUGCUUGUCUCCCAAAUAAUGUAAUAAGACUCAGCAAUGGCAUAAUUAGAGGUACAUCUAGCAUCAUUGCUGGUAUAGAAUUGACAGAGGAGUAUGCAAAGACCGGAGCAGGUUUUCAUUGUAAAUCUGGAUAUUUAGACACAGAGGAGACCCUGUGACAUUUUCAUUACUUGCUUGAAGCUGUCUUCAUGAAAUUGAUUUUAAUAGCCAUCUUUUUUCUUUUCUUUUUUAAGUAUUAUAAUGGUUUAAUUCUGUUAGCUAUAUUGAGCUCUUUAAAGCUUAAUAAAGCAAAUCAUGUUGUAGUGUUGUAAUGAUGUUUUACAGCAACUUUAUUUUGGUAAAACCCUGAUACCACGAAUGAUCAGUCGGUAGUGCAAUUAUUAUGUUAUCUUUCUACAGAAGCAUAUUGAAAAGUUUAAAUUAAGAUUUGGGGCAAUUAUAAUGCACUGCUAUUGUGUGUGUGUAAUGGUCAGAAAUGUUUCAUUCAAUUGGAGUCUGAAGAAAUGUUUAACAAUAGAUAAUGAAGGAUAGUUAUUAUAAAGAUAAAUAAAACAGGUCUGUUGUGCAGAUUCAGAAACUUCUGGAUUAGUUAAAGCCAGUAGACAUUAACCACAUUUAAAUAAGAUGCCCUCACACCCUGGCCUUCUCUCUUUGCCAUAGGGUUAUGUUGAGGUAGUAGAUUUGGUUUAGAUCCAGGCAUGUGUUUUGGAAGUUAUUGGUGUUUGCUUUGAAUUAGCACUUAGUGUUACUUUUGUCUGAAUGAUUUCUCAAAUCACAUCUCAUGCCAUUGUUUUUUGUAACUUCAAACUUCCUUAAUAUAAAAGGAACAUGUUCUAUGAUUUCAUGGGGACGUCACUUUAAACCAUGAUUUAACGCAGUAUAAAUGAGCUGAACCUCUCCUGAGGUUUAUGUGCUCCUGCUUCCCUGCACAACCUUGCCUCUUGCUUGGUGUGGGAGACAUCCACUGUGGGUUGUGCCUUUUCCAGCCACCCAGAAAGCAAGGAUGUGGUCUAGAUUUUCUCUCCCUUUAUCCUUUCUCCUGCUGGUGGCUCCUCAGUUCAUUUCUACUCUUUCCAGCAUAGAAGUUGUGUUCCUCUCCCCAUUAUUCUUAGCUCAGGCCUCUGUUUUUGGUAUGCAUCUCCUCUUCUUAAAAAAUGUUCCUGCCUUCCUUCUCCUUCUUCUUCUUCUUCUUCUUCUUCUUCUUCUUCUUCUUCUUCUUCUUCUUCUUCUUCAGCUUAUUACAGCUAUCUCUCUGUAGUGCUUUUGAUUCCACAAUAAAUAAAUAAAGCCUUUUUGCCUCUGUUAGUUUUCUGUCUGGCCUUUGCCUUCUGCUCAACAAUGGCUCCGACAACAAAACAGUCUUCUGGCAAACUAGCUGCAAAAAGUAAAAGUGCAUUAGGAUUGUUGGGAAGCAAACUUUUGUCAGCUAUAAUUGCAACAGUCAGUGAGUCAGGAUUCUGUGAGCUUGAAAAGUCUGAACUGUUUACUGACUGAAGGAUUCAGCAGAAAUGCACUCAGCCUGGCUUUAUCUAGAACCUAUAAGCCAGCUGUUCUUGCUCUUUAGAUGACUUCUACCUCUUCUAUCUUUGCUAGUCUCCUUACUGUAGCUGGAGGAUCUUAUUCAAAACCAAAACCUGGACUGCAGUGUAAUGCAGCAGCAAAUAAAGCUAAUGCUAAUCUAGGCUUCAUCAACAGAAGUCUGGUGUCCCAAUCAAAGGAAGUCAGAGUCCUGCUCAUUUAAACCCUGGUCAGACCAAACCAGUUCUGGGCACCGCAGGUUAAGACACUGCAGGUUAUUGACAAGCUAGAAUGUGCAUAGAGGAGACUUUGGCUAAACAUUAGGAAGAACUUCUGUAUAGUAAGAGCUGUUCCACAGUGGAACAGACUCACAUGAGAGAUGAUAGACUCUUCUUUGGAGGUUUUUAAGCAGAGGUUGAGUGGCCAUCUGUCAUGUAUAAUUUAGUUGAGAUUUGUGCAUUUCAGGUGGUUGGACUACAUGACCCUCAAGGUCCCUUCAGACUCUACAAUUCUAUGUCAUUGACCCAAGGCAUGUGACAGGCCACAUGCUGGAUCUGGUUUUCUCAACUGGGCAGCAAAGCACUCUGUAUAUAUAUACAAAAUGAUGGCAUCAUAUGCACGGUUGAAAGCAAGCUAGUUGAAGUCCCACAAACUAAUUGCACAAAAAGCAAAGAGCUUAAAAGCUCCUUUUGCAGUGGGUUUUCCUGGUGCAGAAAUAGCUUUUAAGCUCUCUGUCUUGCUUACAGGCUCAGGGAGGCUCUUGCAGGAACUCCGGCAGCCCUGUGAGAGCUUCCCAGAGCCUGGAUAGCAAGGGUGGGUGUUGGCGCAAGGGUCUUUUGGGUAUAUGUCGUUUUGCCAUUUCUGGAACAUAAUCCCCACACAAGAUACAGUUGUGCUGCAGGCAUCUAGAUAUAAUUGUAUAGCCAUAUGCUUCCUUGACACACUCCUGAAAAAUGAUAAUUAGAAUUUUGAAUCUGUUGAGUUUAAUUAAUAUGGUAUCCAUUAUUAAAAGCAAAUUUUGAGAAGCAAUGCUUUUAUAGAAACUAAUGUUUUUGUUAUGGAAAAUGUUCUGCCCCAUGCUGCUGACCGUUGGUGAAUUGUAUUAUAGAUGUUACAAUCACUUGAUUUCUUUUUCAGUGAGUAAGUUUGGUAUGCCAUCUUUGCAGUAUAUUACAAGAAGUUUUCAAUAUGUAAAGCGGUGGCAACUGAGUUAGUAGUAAUGUAAACUGACAUUGCCACUGGAAAAGAGAUUUGUGGUCACUGUUUCAUUUGUUGAAUUGGUAUAUUGGUCCCAUAUCUUAAGUUGGUUUACCAAAAAAAUAUAUUUUGGCAAAUACGUAUGUUGCUUUAGAAAUUGAUGUGAAUUAGUCACCAGAUGGCUUUCAGUCUUGCCUGUCUCCCUACAGAAGAGUUACUGGGUCUUCUAGCUGUGACUUGGUUUCUUCUUACAUUUUGCAAACUAGGGGUGUGCCUCCUGGAAAUGGUAUUAUCCAUUCCAUUAUGCGCCAUUUGCUUCAGAUUUUGAAGGAAUUGCAGACAUGCCCUCAGACUUUGAAAAAGGAACCAAACCGGUAAGAUUACUGUUCAUCUUUAUAAUUAUUUGGAAGUCACUAAUAUUGUUAUGGGGGUGAUCAAAGUAGUUAUUGCUGUUGACUUUUGUUUUUGGCAGUUCAGACCUCUUGAACAACUUAUGGGAGUCUUUCCUGCAGCUAGUGGUAACUUUCUCCCACCAACUUGGCGGAAUCUUAUGACUGAUCCGGUAAGAAUUUUGCUUUUGUUUAUUCACCUUUUCAUCUAUUCAAAAUUGAAAUGUUUGUUUGGAUAUUCUAUUAAUAGCUUCAGUAUCUGUCUGAAUAAUGUGCCUGUUUUACUCUGUUUACUGGAGACAGAAACUUGGAAAACCAUACUGACUUGAGGUCAGGGUACACCUCUUCCAGUUGGAGCCCAAUUUGUUCUUUGCUAGCUGUAGUGAACUGAGGAACAGUUAGAGCUAGGACAGUGUUUCUCAAACUGGGGCCUCCAGCUGUUGUACUGCAACUCCCAUCAUCCCUAACCACUGGUCCUGCCAGCCAGGGAUGAUGGGAGUUGUAGUCCAACAACCGCUGGGAGACCUAAGUUUGAGAAACACUGAGAUAGGAUGACCUCAAAUGGCCCCUCCAGCUGUCCCAAUUCUGGUCAAGCCACAUUGUGGAGCAUGUACCCAAGAUAAGCAAUGAGAACUACAACUGGCAAGAGAGAUUAAGGCUACUGUCUGAAGUGUUAACAUUUAGAAAAUGUCCAGAACUUGCAGUUUGAAAUUUCAAACUUUAGAUGUGGUUAUUGCACCAGAGCUUGAAAAUUGUCAACAAAGUACUGUUCAUUUUGACCUGUUCUUCAUACAGUGGUACCUCAGGUUAUGAACAGCCUAGCCAAUGAACUUUUUGGGUUGCAACCACUUCAGACCCGGAAAUGAGUGUUCCGGGUUGUGUGGUUGUUUGGGGGGGGAUAUAUGAACAUACUGCAGAGGUACACUUCCGUUUUGAGUGCAGCGGCAGCGGAGAAGGGGGUCAUCACGACGUUUCCCGUAGCAGCAAGGGAGCGAAGCUGCGCGCCCGCCAGCCAGCUGGCUCUUGUCUUGGGAAACCGUGCGGCCUUUCCAUGCACCUCCGUCUCCCUCCGCCUGGCCGGGCUGUGGGAGGAAGGCGCUCUGCUUGCACAACAGCGAUGGCUGCUCCCCAGGAACCAUGCAGAGGCGUGCUUGCAGCUGCCUUAGCCGUCCGCCCCGGUAGUCGGAGGGCAAGGAGGAGGCGAGUCCAGCUGGCCGGGCGGAGGGAAGUUGCACAGCGCUUACUCCCAGGUGCACAGAAUGGUGGCCGUCUGGACUUGCUCCCUCCUCCCCCUCCGACUUACCGGGGCAGUCGGCCAAGGCAGCUGUGAGCACACCUCCACAUAGUUCCCAGGGAACAGCCACCGCCAUUGCAUGAGCAGAGCGCCUUCCUCUCACAGCCCGGCCGGGCAGGGGAAAUUUUAUUUGCUGCCAAGCUGCUUGGGAGAUGGAGGUGCAUGGAAAGGUUUCCCAAGACAAGAGCCAGCUGGCUGGCAGGUGCGCAACUCCCCCCCACCCCAUGCCGCGGCGGGAGCAUUUCCCGCAGCAGCAUGGGGGGGGGGAUCUGUGUGGAUCCCAGUUCAACUGCUGAGUGAUUGAUUGUGUGACUGUGGAAAUGGAUAAAAGCAAACAAUGACUAUCAUUAGUACAGGUAAGAAAAAUUUUUAAUUUUCAUUUUUAUCAUCUACAAUACUGUUUUAUUUAUUUUAUAGUACGGUAUAGUACAUUGAUUAUUGUUUUCAUUUUAUGGAUCAAUGGCCUUGUUAGAUAGUAAAAUUCAUGUGAAAUUGCUGUUUCAGGGGUUGCUUUUCAUCGUCUGGAACGGAUUAAUCCGCUUUGAAUUACUUUCUAUGGGAAAGCACGGUUUGGUUUAAGAACGCUUUGGUUUAAGAACGGACUUCCAGAACGGAUUAAGUUCGUAAACCAGGGUACCACUGUACUGAGUUUGAAAAGAAGAAAAGAAAUAGCUUAUAUGUAUUAUUAUUUUUAAUUCAGAAAACUUGAUAGACCACUUCAUCAAAAAAGAUGAUGAGUCAGUGUGGUGUAGUGGUUAGAGUGUCAGACUGGGACCUGGGAGAUCAGGGUUCAAAUCCCCCAUUCAGCCAUGAAGCUCACUGGGUGACUUUGGAUCCGUCACUGCCUCUCACCCUCACGGGGUUGUUGGGAUUAAAGGAGGAAGGACUGUGUGGACCACCUUGCACUCCUUGGAGAAAAGGGGGGGAUGUAAAUGCAAUAAUAACUAAAUAGGGUCUCUGAGCUUGUGCAAGAUUAAUCUAAUUCCUCAUCUGUUACUGUACAAAUCUCUGAAUCACUGUGAUGAUUUUGUUUUUUAAAAAACAGGAAUCAAGUAUAAUUGAUUUUUACCCCGAAGACUUUGCUAUUGAUUUGAAUGGAAAGAAAUAUGCUUGGCAAGGUAAUAUUUAAGAUCACAAAAUUAAUACUUGUUCAUCCAUAUGUCUUUGGAGUCAUUUGAACAAAACAAGAAAGAAUUUAUUCUGUAAGUCAUGUUUGCAACCACUUGCCAAAAUGAUUUAUGUGUCUGUUAUCAGAUAACAUUAUUUUGGCUUGAAAUUAACCAAAAUACAAUUCAUUAUUCAUGUAGCAUAUUUUGUUUUGGAGUAUUUUAAUUAUUUGGCUGCUUUGAGUUACUUUUAUAACAGAAAGCCAGAUAGAAAUACUUGAAAAUAAAUUUUGGGGUCUUGCAUUCUUCAGUAAUUUUAUUAGGAUUCUGAGAACCUUUAUAACUUGGAAUGUAGAACUUCAGUGUUCUGAAAUAGCAAAAAACUAAAAGCUAAUACCAUAAUGAACUGAAGAAAAGUUAUAUAUUUUCAUGUAUACUUGACACAGUUCAUUGGUACAGUCUAACCAAAGUUAAUUUUAAAUCUUCUAGUCUUCAUUUUAAAGAGUGUUUAUUGACUAGGUUGUGCUUUAUACUUUUGCAGCAUUUAUUUCUGUUGACUAAAGAGAGUUGAAAUGUGACUGUGCCCAUAAGGAAUAUAUACAUGAUUUCAUGUAUGCCUUGGAACGUAACCCCCCGCGUAAACAGGAGGUUGCCUGUACUAUUAAGUCUCACUAAUUUCAGUGAGAGAGCUAAACCAUAUGCUUAGCUUGGCUUGAUUUGGUGAGCCACUGUAAGAACAGGAUGUUGAACUAGGUAAGACUAGGGUCUGAUCCAUUAAGGAUCUUUUUAUGAUUUGGGGACAAUUUGGCUUGAUCUUGCCAAAGUUUCUUCUACCCUUUUGUACUAUUUUGUAACCUUAUGUUUUGUACUAUUAAAAAGAAAAUAUGAACUCUAAUGAGUUGUUUUCUGUAGGAGUUGCACUGUUGCCUUUUGUUGACGAACGCCGUCUGAGAGCUGCUCUAGCAGAGGUGUAUCCUGACCUCACCCCUGAAGAAAGUAAGAGUUGCAGGAUUAAAGAAUCUUUCUGAGUACCAAGGCUUUUGGCAGUGGUACUUUUGUGCAAUGCUACUUUUUCCUACUAUAAAACCCGCAUCUGCCUUUCCACACCAUAAACCAGUUUGCUUUUAUUUUGAUCUCAGGUGCCAAGAACUGUUACCAUUCUCAGCCUUAGUGCUCAGCCUUAGUAACCUGUAUAGAAUGAACAUGCAGCCUCUGCAUUAGUCCUGAUGUGUCACAGUUUAAGCUGAAUCUCCCUUUUUGCAGUAUUCUGACUCCUAUUUUGACCAAAUAUGUCAAAAUGCUCCACCCAAAGGCUAAGAAGGGUUGAACUAUUGCUUUCUGCCUCUGUUAUGAUACGGACUGCUCUUCAUCAAGGGCAAGACAACCAGAACCACAUUCACAUUGAUUAUAACUUCAAGAAUUGUGCUUGAGCUUGCUUUUCCUUCCUCUCAUUCUUCCUUCCUUGUGUUUCAUGCCUUUUUAGAAGUCAUCUAAAGGCAGCCCUGAUUAGGGAAGCUUUUUAAUGUUUUUAUAUCUGUUGGAUGCUGCACAGAAUAGCUGGGGCAACCCAGUCAGAUGGGCAGGGUACAAAUAAUAAAAUGAUGAUGUAGAAGAAGAACCCGAGGGGGGGGCAUCCUUAGAACUGAUUUUUCCUAAGUUACUCUGAGAGCCUUUUUGGUUAAAGGUUUUUUUUUUUCCAUUCAUUUAUUAUUAUUUGCCCAAAGGCCUAUGCAGUUGUUUAAAUUUUUAUUGAGUAUUCCAUCAUUUUAAUUACUGUUUUCUACAGCUUUACAUUGGUUUGUACAUUUACAGGUUUUUGCAUUGCUGUGCCCCCUGUUUUAUGAGAGGGCAGUAUAUAAAUACUUUCAGAAAGACAUCUGGUGCCAGACUCCUAGAGUUCCUGGCUUGAUCCCCAUGGUGCAUGACACCUUGUAAGCAAAUGGUUAAGUGUGUACCAAAUGGACAGAAACUUCAUUGUGGUCCCACACUAGUACACUGAUAAAGCAAUGGAAGGUUGUUCAGUUACAUUAAGCACUAGUAUAAGACAAAUGGAUGCUCUCCUCUCCCCCAUUAUUCAGAGUAAACUUGGAUGCUCAUCAAAGCAAACAUCCCUGUACAAUGUCAAAUCAAUGAUAAAUCAAGAGAGGACUUUUUUAGUUUAUGGUGCCGGCAGUAAGCAACAUGAGCCUGUUUUGUAAGUAUUACUCCUUAAUUAGGUUGCUCUUAAUGAAGAAUUAUCACCCCCUUCUUUUUUCAGUCAGAAGAAAUAGUCUUGGUGGUGAUGUUCUCUUUGUUGGGAAACAGCAUCUACUUCAUGACUUCAUUCUCGAACAGUACAAGUCUGGUGAAAAAGAGGUGCGUCAAAUUUUUUCUAAUGGAUAUUACAUUUAAUUCAUUCUUGUCUGGCUCAUCUGAUCAGGAUUUUAUUAUUCCCCAAUAGGCAGUAGGCCUUCCCCCUGAACUGUGUCAUGGUAUUCAAGGAAAAUUAGCCAGGAAUGACAAUCCAGUUCUUCCUGAUGAGUAAGUAUAACUUACAGCAGGGUUUAUUUGCUGAUUAAGAAUCCCUCCUUGUUCAGUGUUCUUCAGACAAAAUAAAAUUAGUUUGUAGUUUAUUUUCCUCCUUCACAAUGAAGAUCAAAAGCUGCUUAAUGCAUGCCACUAGCUUUCAGUUAUUGAAUAGACACGCAUAGAUGGGUCAUGCCCCAAUUGAAGAUGGUUUGCUAAAGUUUUAAAAAGAAGGAGGGAGAUCUGGUAGAGGAAAUUGGCUAGAGUGAAGAAUAAGAGAAUAAAAGGCUAACAGAAAGUAGGUCCCAUGUUGGAGGGAUGGGAUUAAAGGUGAGUCUGAAAACACUGAGAAGUGUUAUGGACACCAAAGGGAUGGUUAACAUGAGCUGAUGUAAGCAUGGCAAAAUUUAAAAUGUUUUUAGUUUUGAAAAUGGACAAUCAAUUUUGAUUAAUUUUUGCUGUAUUGUAUUCUAUUAGUGCAGUAUUGAUUAUUCAACUUUCUGUACUGUUUGAUGACAUAUUACGUGUGGUCACUUUGAAAUGUUAAUAUGCUGCCCUUCCCAUUUCUUUACCAUUUAGCUUGGAUUAAAGCAUAUUGCCUUAGCUUCUUUUAGUUUUCCAUUUCAAGCCUUGUUAUUUGAGGUUUUUGUCUUAGAAAUAUUUAGCAUGCAAAAUACUUGUGCAGCUCUCUUGUCAAGAAUUUGAUCCCUUCAGUCAGUUAAAUGUCAUUUGGUAUUAAGUGACCAUUGCCUGCUUACAUCAGAUACAUUUUCCAUUUUUCUCUACAGCCAAGAGAGUUUUUCUUCUAAAUGAAUAGUUGUUCCAUUUUUCCAUAUCCAUUAGGACAUUGCACUCUCCUGUGCCCAUGCUGCGUGACCUGACACAGAAUUCUGCAAUAAGGUAAAAUGUGUAUGGAUGAAGUUACCCAAAUGACUUCCUCUAGGUCAUGAUGUGAAGUCCUCAGUAGCUGAGGUGUUCACCAGUUCCUGGUUAGCUUCUCCUCUUGAGACUAAUGGGGUAUAUGAAAGGGAGAGGGAACCAAAUUAAUGAAGUUAGACGUUUCCUCAUUUCUCAGGCUCUUGGUUAUGUGGGCUUGAAGGCAACUAAGCUGCUAAAUCUUGGAAAAUACGAGCGCUUCCUUAGAAUGAUGGAUCAAAUAUUUUUUAUUCUAAACUGUAUUCAGAUUAUGAAUAUAACUGCUGGUUUCCCUUUCCUUAUUGCAGAGGGAUCUACUGACUCCUCCCAGCUGUUAUCUUAGCAAUAGUGAUGGUCUCUGUCUUAAUUAACUCCUUUUUCUGAGUCAUCCACAUAGUGCAUGAAUAAAUGCAUCUGACUAGGGCUGAAAAAGAGAGAAUUUUGCCUACACAAGUGUUGGGGGACCACAUGAUUGGCCUUAUCAGAUAGUGACCAGCCUUUCACAGACCACAUUUGACAGGCCAUUAUGAUGUCAGGUGGAAUUGAUCCUGCCCCCAAGAUGUGCUGGUUGCACUUGGCACCAACUUUAAGCCUUCCUCAACCAGAUGUUGUUGGACUCCAACUCUCAUCAGCCCCAGUCAGUAUGACUAUUGGUCAGGGAUGAUGAGAAUUUUAAUCCAAAGCAUCAGGAAGGGUGGGAACCAGGUUGUACACAUAAUUGCUCCUGUACAGCCCCAGUUUACAAUUGGCACUGAAUGCAAGUCAUAUAGGCAGAAUCCAAGCUCUCAAGAGGACCCAUCCUGCCUUAAAGCAGUGGAUCUUGUAUUCGGUGCCAGGUGUAAAUGACUGGAUGCAACUCUGGGUUGCAAAGGAACAAUUCAGAGCGCCCUGUAAGUGGCUUCUCCUGUCCUGCCCAUGACACCCUGUGAUAUGAGGUGAGUGACAAGUGGCUGUGGCCAUUUCAAAACAGAUCAAAUCAAGAGGCCUGGUGAGCUCUUUUUUCAUCUUUGGGCCUGAGUUGCUUUCUACUGAUCCUUGCUGUAUUCUGAAGAGAGAAAAUAAGUUACCAACUUUAAUGUCACAUAACAGGCAAUGUGUUAAUUCUUCAUAAUUGUUUCAAAUAUUUUCAUUCUUAGUAUCAACUUUAAAGACCCACAGUUCCAAGAAGACUUUAUUUUUAAGGCAGAGGUGUUAUCUGGAGCAAAGUAAGUAACCCUUCUGUUUACCCUUACCAGUUCUUCUGAACCACUUGCAGCGCUGUAGAAUGGGUGAGAUUGAUUUUGUGGGUGGUCCUAUGUCUUGUUUCAGAGAAUUGAACUUGAUGGCCUUCAGGCCUUCCAACUCUGUGUCUCUAGUGCCUAUUAGAUUGAACUUCCUUGUCUUAUUAUUUAGAAAGCCUCCACCAGUUCUGAAGCCAGGUGACUGGGAGAAAACUAACAAUGAUGGCAGAGCUUGGAGGCCCCAGCUUGGCUUUAACCGCGACAGGAGGCAGGUUCACUUGGACCAGUCAUCAUUCAGAACUUUGGGGUAGGCAACUGAUUUAACUACUGUUCAUCUAAUGUUCUUUGUUCAUAUAGAUUUAUGCACUCAAUUUUAAGUGAGGAAGACAUGGAACUGGAACUGAAACCACUCAAUAAACCAUCCCUGGUUUGGGCACAGAAACUGAUUUGGUUUUCUUCAUGAUGACAUCUGUCAGAAGAGAGUAAGGGAAAAUGUGUCCCUGUUAAUUCUCCUCAACCUCUCAACAGCUUUCAAUACCAUCAACCAUGGUAUUCUUCUGGAGUGGCUGUCUGAAUUAAGGGUGGGUGGCACCACUUUGCGGUGGUUCCGAUCCUACUUGGAUGGUAGUUUCCAGAGGGUGAUUCUUUGGCCCCGUGAAGCCUUCAGUGUGGGGUUCCACAGGGUUCAAUUUUAUCCCCUAUUAGUGAUGUGAGGUGAGAAUAUUCUCUGCUAGAAAAUUCUCCGGAAAAUAUUCUCCACAAACUGUAAAUUCUAAUGUAAGAACCAGUUUUACAACCCACAUUUUAAAAAAUCUAGUAAAUAAUAAGCCAAGCUGUGAUAUUGCCAGUGUAAGUAAUGAAUAAUGAUUGUUUUUGAUCCAGUUACAUUACUGGGGAUUGUGUUAUUCACCAUUGGCAGUUCUGAAAUGUGAGCUACAGAAAACAUUUUGGGGUUUUGGGGGGUUUUUUGUUUUAAAAAUGCUAUUCAUUUAAUUUGAUGAACAUUUGAAUUCAUAUGUGUUUCAAACUAUAUGUAAUAGCCUUUUUUCCUAUUUUGGUUUGACCUUAUUCUUAGCAGUUCUAUACCCUUGGCCAUACAUUGUGAUUUUUUUACAGAAAGUAGCUUUAAUGCUUUAUACACUUAAAGUACCUAGGCCUAUACAAUUAUAUGAGACAGCAUAUGAGGUGGCCUUGAUUUAAACAGCUGACGUUUCUAUAUUUUUACUUAGUGCCGAAACUAGUUUUCUGCAGUCCUCUGAUUGUCAGUUCCCCUUUACCAAAUCAAAGAAUGUGAAUUCGCUGCAUUGCCCCAUUGAAUAAAAGUAUCUGUACGGUUUUUGGUUGCCAUCUGAACAAGUUUACUCAUGAAUAAACAUGUAUAUUAACUAAUUAUAUCAUUUUCAAUGCAUUAAAAUGAAUAUUCUCCUAUUUUAAAUGAAAAUUCUCUAAUAUUCUCAUUAAUCGAGAAUAUUCUGCAAACGAUUAUUCUUGAGAAUUUAACAUCUCUACCCACUAUGCUAUUUAACAUUACUUGAAAUUGCUGAGUGGGGUUAUCCGGAGGUUUGGAAUACGCUUUCAGCAUUAUGCUGAUGACACACAGCUCUACUUCUCCUUUACAUCUGCAAGUGGGGCAGUGGAUGUGCUGGACUGCUGUCUUGUAUCAGUUAUGAACUGGCUGAGAGCCAACAAACUGAAGCUCAAUGCAGAUACGACUGAGGUCCUGUGAGUGGGCAGUUCCUCAGACCAGAUGGCUGGGAGGUGGCCUGCUCUUGAUGGGGUUACACUCCUCUGGAUCCUUGGCUGUUGCUUGAGGCUCAGGUGGCAUCUGGUGAAGUAUGCCUUCCAUCAGCUUUGGCUGGUGGCCCAGUUUCGCCCCUAUCUGGACAGGGAUAGCCCAACUACUGUUGUCUGUACUCUGGUAACCUCUAGGUUAGAUUACUGCAGAGGGCUGCCUCUCAAGACAGUUUGUAAACCAAGCUGCUCACCAGGGCAAGAUGGUUUGUACAUAUUACACUGACCCUUGGCCUGUCUGCACUGGCUAUCAAUUAGUUUCCAGGCCCAAUUCAAAGUGCUAGUUUUGUUCUAUAAAGCCUUAAACGGCUCAGGACCACAGUACCUCAAGGACCACCUUUCUCCAUAUGAAGUAAUUUAACAUUAUUCUGAAAUCAUCAUCUGAGGCCUUUCUUUGUGUGCCUCCUCCAUGAGAGGUCUGGAGGGUGGCAACAGGCCUUCUCUGCAGUGGCUCCCUGUUUUGUGGAAUGUUCUCCCCAGGGAAGUUUGCCUGACGCCUUCAUUAUACACCUUUAGGCACCAGGUGAAAACAUUCCUUUUCAAUCAGGCCUUUGGCUGAUUAACAUCUGAUACCAUUUUAAACAUGUUUGUGGUGGAGAGAAGGGGGGUUAUUGGUUUGUUAUGUUCUUUUUGUUUCUAUUGUGUAUUUUGAAUUUUUUACCUUGUAUUUUUGUGUUGUGAACCCCUCUGAGAUCUACAGAUGAAGGGCAACAUAAAAUUUCAUAAACAACAACAAUAAUAAAUUGAACCAGGCAUAUAUUAAGUGUUGAGUAGAUUAAGGUUAAAUGCAACAUUCUUCUUAUUUUAAUUAGAUUAAGGGAAUUGCUAACAACAGCAAUUAAAUGUCUUGUUUCCGGAUGGGGAAGUUCUGUGAACUUCUGAAAGACUGUUCAUAUUUGUAUUAUCUUGGAACAAAUUGUGUCCUUCCAUGUCAAGUGACUAGGGAACUUUUUAAUGCCUGCUAAACUUUAGAACCACAGUGCCUGAUGUCGGAGCAUCCCAAAGCAAUCCCUGAUCUGCACCGUUAGGAGAAGCCAAGGGGAGGAAAAACCCCAGCUUUCUGAGGAAUCUGGUUCAGUUGUUCAGUUGUGAUCAUAACUGAAUAAAUCACCUAAGAGACACCACUUUUUAAAAUGUUACAAUUCUGUUUUUCCAUAAGUUGGGCCAGUGGAAGAGAGAGUGAGAACUGUUUCAGAUGUUAAUGCUACUGGGCCGUUGUUAUGUGCGUUCUGCUUGACGGUGGUGAGCUCCCGUUGCUCUGUCCCAGCUUCUGCCAAGCACACCAGUGCAAGUAGAAAAUUGGUACCGCUGCAGCAGGAAGAUAAAUGCCGUUUCCAUGCACUAUGGCUUCCAUCACAUUGUCCCGUUGCACCAGAAGCGGUUUAAUCCUGCUGGCCACAUGACCUAGAAAGCUAUCUAUGGACAAAGGCCGGCUCCCUUGGUCUGAAAGUGAGAUGAGUGCCACACCCCAUAGCCAUCUUUGACUGAACUUCCUAUCCAGGGGUCCUUUACCUUUUUUUACCUUCACCUAACAAAUGCUCUUUCUGACUGUUUCUGGAGAAGAAAGAAUUGAAGAAAUCAGUCAGUGUAUGUACAGAUGCCCUGGGCACACAACUCUUGCUUUGUACAGCGGUGGAUGUGCCUAACGUCGGCUGUGUAUCCCGUCAUUCAUAGAAGAUUUGCCGACCUAUUAAUGUCUCGCCUUGCCUAGAGUUGAAGGAAUUUACCAUUGUUCAGGUUUGGAAUGUAACACUGUUGCCAUGUGUGUAAUGCCUUUUUCCAUGGAUACCUUCAUUUCUCUUCCCUUCCGUAUUACAGUCAUGCAAUGUCAAGAAACAGAGGACAUUCUGGAAGUGGAGUUUACAGCAAUAUUGCUCCCCCUGGAGCUUACAAUCAGGGAAAUACUUACAGACCACUGCUGGGAAGACCACAACAGAUUCCCAAAUUGCUUUCAAGUAAGUUUUUUCCCCCUUUCUAUUUUAAUUUUUUAAAAUGGAACUCAAGGUUCUAUUUAAUCAUUUGGCCAGUUGGAAGCAUAUGAUACUUGGUUUGCUAUUGCCAUCUAGUACUUAUGUUUAAGUUAACCUUCCUGUUACUGAAACUUCACAGUCCUACAUCAUUGUUGCUGGGCCUUCACAAUCGUACAUCUUUUUAUCAUUGUUUGAACAUGUCCUCACAGUACAAGUUGAGAACUGGUGUAGUGAGUGGCUAAGAGGAUGAUCCAGGAAUUCCUCAGUACAGAUUUUAUAAGAAGAACAAACCCACUUGUAGCCUUAAGAAUGACUCUCUCUCCCUUUCUCGGGCCCACCCCUCUGUAAAGCAAGGAUGGUAGUCAUACAAACCUACUUUAGAGUGCUGUUAUGGGGUGUCUAAAGCAUUAUACAGUGGUACCUCGGGUUACAAACACCUCGGGUUACAGACACUUCGGGUUACAGACUCCGCUAACCUGGAAGUAGUACCUCGGGUUAAGAACUUUGCCCCAGGAUGAGAACAGAAAUCGCACAGCAGAGGGAAGCCCCAUUAGCUAAAGUGGUACCUCAGGUUAAGAACAGUUUCAGGUUAAGAAUGGACCUCUAGAACGAAUUAAGUUCGUAACCAGAGGUACCACUGUAAAUGCCUUUUCUUACUCAUGAAAACUUGGGAAAAUACAAAAAAUGUCUAGGAGUUUGAGUUUGGUUGCUCUAUUUAGGUAGUUUUUAAAAAUAACAAGACAGGUGCCUUAAUUUAUGUAGGAAAUUUAAUAAAUAUAAAUUCACUUCUGCAUUGCAGGAAAAAUGUUUUUGAAUGAUAUUACAAUGAUAUCAAACCUCACUAAUAAAUACAAAAACGACUAAAACCAGCUGACUGGUAGUAGAGGAAAAAGAAAGGGGAGAUUUUGUCCAGUGUUUAUGGUCUUGUUUUGAAGAUGAUUUCUGAAUUUGAGCUUCUGGUCUUCCACAACCAUGGUCAGCAACAGUCCGAUAUCCCUCAGAAAGGCCCUGCUAAAGGGAGAUGAGGAGAAAUCAUUCAAUUUUGUGGCCUGCUCCUGACCACUCAACCAUAGUUUUACAUGCUAGUAGGUCUGCCAGGACUCCAGGAUUCCUAGCAAUGUGGUUGUAUAAUUAUCAUUAUGUGUUCAUGUAUCAUUGGGUUUGGUAGGAGUGUUGGUCUGAGAAAUAAGGGUGAAGAUAUUUGUCAAUAUAUUGGUUUGUCAAGAUCUUACUCCAUCUGUGUGAUAAAAUUAUUCAAAUCCACUUCACUUUUGUUUCCUUAAAUCUCAUCAUAUUCUAAGAACAUUAACUUGUGAACUUAGCAUACUAAGCUUUUUAUUUUCCAGGACAUCUUUUUGUAAGUGAAUGAAAAUUAGAGUAUAGCAGGGUAAUACAGUCAAUCCAAUCUAAGCUCUCUCAGAGCUAGCUGUGGGGGUUAGUGGUGUUCCCUGAUUUCACAUUGAUGUGCCAAUUUUCAGCUGAUGAAUAAUUGUAUGCUGGUAGCUUGCAGGAGUCAAGUGGAGUCUGCUAGUACUAUGCGAAUACAGGCUUGGAUUUUGCUGUCAGAGUGUCUGAUUUUAUUAUUUUCAUUUCAGUCAGUAAACUUGUCAAUUAGCUGACUUUCCACUAAUCAAAAAGAAAAAAGGGGGGAGCAUUUUUCAAUCAGUAAACAUGAAGUCUUGGCUUUGAUUGCCAUGCUGAUUACAUAAGUUAUCACUUCAGUUGCUACUGGAGAGGGCAACUUAAAUCGUUGCAUCAGUUCUAGGAAUUGCUUGCAUUUUCAAGACCAAUGAAAUAUUAACUGUCAUUUCUCUCGUUUUCUGUACCUUUUUGAAAUGUCAACCUCUUGUUUUUAUGUUUCCUCACUUACCUAUUUUCUUACAUUGCCAUGAUGAAAGGUAGAAACUUGGCAUUGCAACUCUUUCUGUUACGGUAUUUAGGUGUGUGCUGUGUACCUUGAGUAAGAAGAACUAUUUUCAGUGUUGUCUCUUUGUGUGGAAUUCUGCUGUUUAUACAGAUAUUUGGAUAACAGUGUCAGCGCUGUUAGAGAAGUGUCCAAACCAGUAGUUUUUGAGCUAACUGUUCUUAGCAAUUAUGAAAGCAGAUAUCAGAAUGCAUCCAGAUUAUUAUUUACUCUCAUUUAGCACUUCACUUCUGUGUUACUCUUUUUGAAAUCCUGAGUUUUACCCUCUUUUUGUGAGCGAGGCAGAGGUGGUGGGGGAUAAUGGAAUGGAGAGGGGCGAGAAUGCUUCUUCUCCCUUGACCCUUCAAAAAUACCAUCCCAGCGCUGCCUAUCGGAAUAGGAGAUGAAAUGAGCCGGGUCCCUGCCCAUGUAGUGUGCUUUUUGCUAGUUUUCCAGAAAUGUAAUAAAGAUAUGUGAAAUGGUUUUGUAUAGGAAAGGUUACCAAAUCCUUUAUAAACCAUUUAAGUUGUAUAUUUCUCAGAACCGGCUGACUGUUCAAUAUUAAGAUAAUUUAAUAAGUCUUGAUACAGACUUGAAUUUAAUACGUACAUCUCACAUGAAUAUUUGAGUUUUUUAAGAUUAAACUACCAUUACAAUAGCAGUUGCUUCCUAAAGUAAAUCCAAGAUUUGUACUGUCUUAGUUUCAUUAAUUUAUGAUGGUGCUGUCUUACGUUGUUAGUGCAUAAGGAACCUCAAACCUUAAGGGCUUCAAAUCCUGGCCACAAAUGUAUUUAUAUGUUGAGGUUGGUAUAGGGAUGUCCCUAAUUUAGCCUGACCAGUUAGGAACAUAGUGCAAAAAGCUUUGUUCAUUGGCCUCUAUGAAUUACUCUGCUCCAACAGCAGCGAAAGCAGGAAUUGCCAGUGUUGAAAAUUAGGCUGGAUUUCCACCAGCAAAGUUACAUUGGUGUCAAUCAGACAUGCCUGCACUGUACACGGUUUAUUCAACUGCUACGAUAAAAGGUUUCUGUUUAGGUCAGACCAUUAAAGUAUAAGCCAUCCAGUCUGAAUGUGCCUGGAGAGGGGCUCAGGUUUCCUUCCAGCCAUGCCUUUUUUAAUGCUCGGAUUCACAAAGGCAGUGUGGCAUUCCAGUAAAUUAUUGCUAGCCCCUGGUGUUCUUGAAUAUUAACCCAUUAUCAGGGACAUUACUGUCCUGUCAUAGUAAAUCGAUUGGACAACUUCUGAAUCCAGCUGUUAUAAUUAGGUGGCACUUAAACAUCAUUGAGGAUAAUCAAAGAUGUCACUGAAACUGAAGCUUUUGAUUGAUAAAUGAUGUAAGUGUUUUGAACUCACCAGGGAUCUAUUGAUUAGAUAUUUCUUUCAUUCUGUUUACUGGUCCAUUUAUUUAAAAGAACAGAAGCCAUUUAAUUGCAUGGCUUGUUAAAUGAUGUUGUUGCUGGUACAUCUUUGUAGUAUGUUGUACUUUUGAGCUAAGAAAAGACGUAAGUGGGUGGUCUUUUAGUAGCAUCAGAUGGUUGCAAUUCCUGGUGUCCUUAGCCACAGUUCACCUAGUGUGUAGCUUUCUAAUACAGAUUAUACUAAAAGUACUUAGUUUCUCAGAUUUAUAGCCACCUCAUCUGGAAAGUUUGGUGAUGGGUAACAAACAUGCCUGGAAGUUGGCCUUUCUUGCUAUCUUCUGAGUAAAAAGAAUGAGAUUGCCAAUCAAUUAAUGAUUUGGUUUAUUUUCAUGGGGGCAAAUUUUAAUUGAUGGGGCCCCCUGCAGUUGUUGGGCUUUGGGAGGGAAGGGUUUAAAAAGAUAAUAUAUUAAAGUGGUCUUUCUAAGAAUGAGUGGUUGUUUUUGUUUUGCAGUUGAAAGUUAUCUCACAUUUCUCCAUGUCACAGAAGGCCACCUGAGAUUUUAAUAAUAUUACUGGAGUUAAAUUUAAUUGGCAAUAUGCCUUUUAACUGAUCAGUGACAGCAAUAAAGAGGUUAAUUCUCCCCUCACAGCUGCCAUGCCAAAGUGUGUUUCAAUAGAAUUUUGGAAAUUAAGCCAUUCUUACACAUCAUAUGAGAGGCAGCUUGCUUUCUCCCUUUACCAAAAUUUUUGCUAAAUACUAACUUUUUGUCACUGUGUUCUUUGUAAUUCUUAAAACUAAAAGUUCUAGAAUUCUUAUCUGUGUAAGGAUUUAAAACUAUUUGUUUUUGUAAUAAGUCUUAAAAUACACCUAUUUGUGGUUCACUGUGAUAUGUUACAUCUGUGUUUAUAUUUUAUUUUGCUUUAAUUUCACAGAUAUUGGUCCCCAAGACUCAUGGCAAGGUCCUACACCUCUCUUUCAGCACCCACCACAAAGAUUUGACAGGUAUUUGUUAAAAAUUUCCUUUUAAUUACAUAUGUUAGUGUCUUAAUGGAAACCAACUCCUAGAAUUUCUGUAAGUGUUAUUUUUGUUAUAAAGAUCUCUCUAAAUAUCUCUCUAAACCCAUCCUUGGAUGGUUUCCAUAAGACCUUUCCUUUAAUAAUCAGAAACUUCAAAAUUAACUUUGCUGUUGAUGCUUCUGCUGUAGCAUUCUUGGUUCUUUGGCCUCUCUCUCUUUGAAGCACUAUGAAUUUCAACACAGACAGCUUAAAAUUGCAUUAGGUUUUGGACAGGCUAAACAAAUUUCUUUUUAGGAGAGUCGUGGAGCUUAAUGAGGCAUAACUAAUGGUGGUCCACUUUUAUCAUCACUGUGCAGGAACCACAGCAUUAGUACAGACCAGCCAUUGAUUCUUGCUACAAACCUCUUGAAGUCCUAAUCAGCUUCUUUGGUGCAGCUUUUUCAGGCCUGACAAGUCUAUUGUAGGCCAGUGUCACUGUAGGUCAGUAGUUAUUAGUUGCCACUGAAAACAGUUUCUUUAACUACUUAAGACUGAACUGAAUUAAAUGCAGGAGGGACUCUGAGGAGGAUUAAGGAAUCUGCAGUCCAAUAAGUACCAUGGAACAGAGAGAAUGUGACAUGGUUUGAUAAUAAGGGAUGUUUUAUAUGUGUGUCCCUUCAUUGAGAAGCUGAUUGUAUGCCCUUAAAACCAGAUAUCCUGGGGUUUGGAAAGUGUAUCUGUGAAUAAUUCUGUUAUAUCUGUAGAGCAAAAUACGAUAAUACAAAUAAAAUAGUUGCUAAACUGAGCAUAUGUUUUCUUUGUAUGUAUUGUUCCUUGCUAUAAGAGAACACCUAAUAACAAAAAAUUGAGUAAAUUGCCUUCUAAUUUUGCUAUCACAGUUCCAAGAGUAUAUGGGAAUUCUGAUUUGAGGGGAAUUCUGAUUAAUUAUUUAACUUGAAGUGCUUUACUUUCCUUAUAUUUGUAGGCCAUUUUUUUUAAAAAAGAGUUCAAGAACAUUGUGACUUGUCUCUUUAUAGUCAUAAUCAAGAAUACUCAUUAAUGUGCUUUCAUCGAUUUUUGUACUGCUAUUAAAUUAAAUCAGUUAAAUCAUAAGUACAGCAUAAUAUGCUAUGCUUUCAUUAUGACACCCCUCCCCCCUGUCAAGAGUAAAUAAACCUUUCUGAGCUCCCCUGCAUUUAACUGAGACCAAAAGCAAGCAGUUUGCUUAGCUGUAGUUGUUCUUGUUCCAAGUUAAAUGGGAAGGCAGGUCAGAUUUUUUAAAAGGAGAUUACACAUUUAAGAUUCCUGCGAUAUUUUACAAAAAGGCGAGAGUGCUGCCUUCUCUCCCACCCCUGGCACUUGCCCAGUUAAUCUCAGUGGGCAGUUAAUGUCUGCAGCCUCUGUCGGUAUUCUGGUCUGCUUUUCAGUUAAGAUGGGCUCACCACAAUGGCAGGUCAAGGAGGACUAUAUCAUUCAUUUUGGAGAAGCCUCCACCCCGCCUUUAAGAACCAUUUAUGUAAAUGUGGUAUUCUCAAAGGACCACCUGCUUGCUAUAUCAUGAACUUGAUCGGCUCCCUGAAACAAUUUUAUCUCACUGUGGCAGACCUAUCAAAUUUUAAUCAAGAUGGGCUAGAAGGUACAUCCACUGUUUCACUUGUUAGAAGGAGGAAAUAAUUCUCAAAUGUCACAACAGCUGGGCCCAUUUCAGAUAUUUCAUUUCAUUAUAGGACCUGACUACCUGUGAGGUUGUAUGAUGAAAUACAUUUCUACCCCCCACCGCUGAGAUGCUGUCUGAGACUAAGAAUGCAAAAGCUUGAUUUUUCUUUGUAUUAUCAAUUUCACACAAUGCUGUGUUGGUAUCAGGUGACCUGGAGCAUGUUCAGAAGGUACCUUGCUGAAGUUAAAUAGGUCUGAGUCUGGUCAAUCACUGGGGGGAGGCUGCCUGAGAAUCUCAUAUAUUCUGCCUUGAGUUCCAUGAUGGAAUAAAGGUUGGGGUAUAAAUAGACAUUGGUGGUUCUUUGUUUCAGGCAAAGUAAUUUGCAUGAACGGAUUUACAUGAAAGUGCCAUCCCUGUCUGUAAGAUAGGAUUUCAGCUUUUCAACUUCUGAUUUACUUGCUAGGUUAAUUUUGAAAGUUGAAGCUUUUCAUGGCUUAAUCUUGCAUCUGUGAGAAUUAGGUAUUGGGGUCAGGCGCCAUUUUGCUUUGUUUUCAAGUGCUUGAAAAUAUCUACUUGGCCGCUGCUGGAAGCAGAAUUUGGGGCUAGGUGGAUCUUUUUUUAAUCCAGUAGGGCAGUUGUUCCAUUCUUAUAGAAUGUUGCAGAAAAACUUUUUUUUAUCUUUCAUGGACCAGAAACACCACACAUAUAGCCAGGUUCACCUCAGAGUAUAAGCCAUUUCAUAGUGGACAACCAGGAAUCCCUGACUUCUCACCACAUUAGUGACUUACGAAGAGUGCUGGUUGUCAAAAGUAGUGCUCUGCUAUCCUCUGCUAAGUGGCAACUCAAGGGGAAGAAGGGCCCUAUUAUUUUAAUGGUGGGUAUUGGUGCAGGAGGGAUGCGGGUGGCGCUGUGAGUUAAACCACAAAGCCUAGGACUUGCCGAUUAGAAGGUUGGCGGUUCGAAUCCCCGCGACGGGGUGAGCUCCCGCUGCUUGGUCCCUGCUCCUGCCCACCUAGCAGUUCGAAAGCACGUCAAAGUGCAAGUAGAUAAAUAGGCACCGCUCUGGUAGGAAGGUAAACGGCGUUUCCGUGUGCUUCUCUGGUUCGCCAGAAGCGGCUUAGUCAUGCUGGCCACAUGACCCGGAAGCUGUAUGCCAGCUCCGUCAGCCAAUAAAGCGAGAUGAGCACCGCAACCCCAGAGUCGGUCACGACUGGACCCUUUACCUUUACCUUUAUUGGUGCAGGGGUGUCAACUUGAAUAAAAUAUUGUGGGGGCCCAGGAAAGCCCCACCCCACAAAAUUGAUCACAUGACACAGUGCACACACACUAUUUGAAUGGGAAUGCCCAUCAACUUUGCAGGGACCUGGCCACCUCAAAUAUUUUAUUGUGGGGGCCAAAGCUCCCACAGCCCCUAGGAAUUGACUUCUAUGUAUUGGUGGGAGGCUGGAGUUACUGAAUAGCCUUCCAUUCACAUAGACUUCCUAUCUUGGUAGGAGGUAGCAGCCAUGAAAGCAGCAGUUUCAGUAGAUGUUUGCUGGUGCUUGAGCGAAGCAAGUCUAAAAUUCUAUUGGAUUUGCAGAACAAGAAAAGUGCAUCUUUGAAUCCUAGCCUACUAGCUUUGGUAGAGUUCCACUAGGAACUCUUGAGAAAUGUUAACUCUGGCUUAUACAACAACACUAGGCACUUGAUGACUGUUGCUCAAAGUACAUGAAAUGGUAUUUCCAAUACUUUCCCCAAGAUACUGAUCAUGUAACUAGCCAGAUGAUACAUUUUAGCUACUCUAUAUUAUUUGGUCCUGCUAAUGAUACAUCAUUUUGCUCAAAUGUAUCUGUCUUCAAAUGGAUUUUAAAUUUUUGGUUAAGACAGAUGAAAUCCUGUGGGUGACAGAGCUUAGGUCUUAACUAUAACUAAAACAAACUACAUUUUCCGGUAUAUAUUUAUGUGUAUAUGACCUCUUGCUAUAUACUGGUACAGUUAAAACAGUACUUAUUGGUAAUCUGGGAUGGCAUUCUUGGUGAUAAUAAGGCAUUGCAUUUGUGUUCCCAUAUAAACAGUAUGCCAAAUGUUGGUUGGUCCAUGCCAAUUAGUGCUUACGUUGCUAGGUCACUGUGGUCAAUUGAACACGGCAUCAAUAGAACUUGAAAAGGUUUCCUCCUGAUCAGACCUUCUGACAUACUGAGUAGAAUAAUGGAUGGGGGGAGAUAACGCUUAAAGCCCUUACCCUGGAUUCAGACUACUCUGCAGUAAGAAUUCAUUUGCAACCUGCAAUUAACUAGAAAGAAUGGACUCCCAGAUUAGCCUGGAUGUCCACAAAAUAAAGCCUCACUCUGGCGCUUGUUUACUCUUGAGAUAAUGUUACAUUUUGCUGACGUGAUUUUUUUCUUUAUACUUCAAAUCCCUGCACAGAGGCAGGUUGGGGAGGCAGCAAUACCAAAUGGACCAUAUUCUUUCAGGACAUCUUUAAAACCUGAAUCUGAAUUUGACAAAGAUUUUUAAAUCCUUAGCUUUGUUCCCAGUGAGCAUACAGGAGUGAAAAGACAAACAGAGACUUUUGUUUUUAGUUUAGUUUUUGUUUAAUGUUCCACUACCAGGAAAGAAGCAAAAUUGUUCUAAUAUAACAGUAAGUUUGGUUUUUAAGAGGUGCUUAAUAUUUCUGUAAAUAAGCUGAGGUGUGCCAUAUCCAACGCCACUUACGAUAGCUUUUAGACAGAUGGUAAGAAAACUUGUACAUAUGAUAUACAUGUUUUUUCUUCAGAAAUUCAGGGGCCACUCCGCUUCUUGCAUGGAACCGCAUGCCUCAUUCGCAAGGACAACCCUACCAACAGAAUCAGUACCAACGCCCAGGUGGACCAAUGAAUUACCCACAAAGGCCCAAUGAUCGGAGGGAAAGGGGAAGACAGGUAACAAAGUGCUGUGUGGUUGUUCUUUGUGAUCCUUUAGCAAGCUAGAAGAAAGUGGGGUAUAAUGUAAUCUCAAUCCUGAAAGCUAACAGGAUGUUCUUUGGCUAAAGAAAAAAUCGUAUGUAUAGUCAUUGAAUGUAUGGGAUAUAUUAAAUACAAGCAACUCCCAAGGAGUGUUCCAAGGCACUAUAUGUUUAAGUGAAAUCGUGUAUAUUUGAAACACCAUUGAAAAAGCCUACAACACACACACACACGUUCUGCCCCCACCUCUUUUUGUGACGUUUUUGGGUCACUUGCAGGUUCUGCGCGAUGUGCACAUGUAUGGUUGCACACAUAUCAGACAUAUCUAAAACAGUGGCUUCCUGUAAAUUAAUCAUUUAGCAAAGAGUACAUUUUCACAGUAAGGUACUUGAACACCCAGUGAGUUUUUCUGUGGAUCUAACUGUGGUUAAGACUCAUUAUAAUUAAUGUUGUCCUGUUAAUUUUAAUGGGAUAUAAGGAUGAAUAAUUUUAUCUGGACUGUGGCUGAUAUCUAGACUUGUAACAAUUUUCACACAUCCUAUGCUGAAAAUAUCUGCCACCGCAAAAUGUCAAAGGAUUGUCAUUACCAGAAGAAUAUGUUUGAUGACAGGGUCCUUUUGCUGCCUCCAUUCUCUUUCAGAAGUGGCCACUCCAUGGGGAGGAGGAACUGGAGCAGCUCCUGCCCCUGCCAGCUAGAUAGGAGCUCUGUCGUGUUUUCCAGACCUUUUUUGCCUUUGUGGGACUUGGCAUGCUUCCUUUGGUCAUGUAGGGCAGUUUGCCGUGAAUGUGCAUAUGCUCUUUCUGUGAUGAGCUUGCAUGUGAAGGCCCUGCUUUUGUCUGGGACUGGGGUGGAGGACCUGCUCUCCAUGUCUUGCUGGACUAUCUCCCAUCUUCCUUGACUAUUGGCCAUGUUGGCUGGGUCUGGUGGAAGUUAAAGUCCAACAAGAAGGCCACAGGUUCCUCAUUCCUUUGAAGAAUCUCUGACUUCUUUUAUUAGCCAUACAUAUUUUGCCUAAAAUCAAAAUGAUAUUUUUAUCUCAAGGCCUGAAUUGCUACUAAUUUUUCUUUUUUAACAUGCAAUAAAGAAUCCAGUCAAUAUAAGUAGGCAUACAACAUGCUAACCAGUUGAAAACUGUGUACAUAGGCAAACGAUAACUAAAAACAUUAAACUAAACAAUGUGGAAAUUAUUGAGCCACCUUCUGGGACUGAUCUUAGCUUUUGAAAUAAUAUAAGAAUCAAAUUUUAGCCUUACGUUCUCUUUCAAGAGUAACUGAAUAGGUAGAAACAGGUAGCAUUCUGAAGAGGUUUCACUUCUCUCUAAUGCUAGGAUCAGCUAUCAUUCUGUUUUAAAAACUUGUUUCCUGUGUAAUUUUCCCCUGUGGUAGGUCUGCAUAGUCCCUUUUUCAAAAAUAAAUUCUUACCUGGCAUAAUUUUGGAUAAUCUGAUAUCCCUCUUAUAAGACUGCACACAAUCUGAAAGACAGAUCUUGCAUUCCAGAUCUUGAUUCUCUCCCCAGCCCACCCCCUCAAGUUCCCUUGAUGCAAUGACAUUUCACUGCUGGCACCAAAACACAGUAAUCCAUUGAUAUCUCAGGUCUGCACUUGUGCCUUUACUGGGAUGAUUGCAUGAGAGUAUAAGUGUUUUCGCAAUUCUUACCUUAAACACCUGAUACUGAAAGCUCCUAUUGAAAUUGCAUCAAACUGUUGAUAAGCUGUCCUGAGCAUUUGGUGGAUGCUUCUUACCACAGUUGCGAGGGGGGUGGAGCUGUCCAAACAUUCACACAACCAUCACUUGGAUGUACAUCCUGGUCUUGUUCAAAAGCCAUUCAUCGGGGAAGGCUAUUGAAAAUGAAAAACUGAAGUUCUCCACAUCUGGACAUGUCUCACAUGGAGUGAAGAAUGCAGAGUUUUCUGUAAGGCACUUUGCAAGUUGCCAGUGUUAGGAUUGGUUGCUGAUUAUUACUUUGAUCUUUUGUCUUUCAAAAGAUAGCCUAAAUAGGACCCCAGAAUUGGAUUCAUGUUUGGGUUUCAUUUGUAAAAUUUCCCCCAAAAUAUACCUGCCAUACUCAAGGACAGCAUUAGAUUCCUUUUUGUCUCUAACACUUCCCAAUAGAUCUGUGGGCAGCCCAUCAAAUGCUUUGUUCACCUGUCACAGGAUUGCCACAGACGCACUAGGUUGCCUAUGGAAUAGCAGUUGUUGGGGCAUCAGAUAGAAGUCUGGAGAUCGGAUUUUGGCCACAGGCCUCUUUGCUAACCCUUUGCAUAGAUGCAAGUACUGUUUAUUAAGCAUAGCAUGAAAUAGUUACCCUAAGUUCCCUUUCAGAGAAACUAUAAGGUUAUUUACUACUUUGUACCCUAUGUCAAAAUGUAUUUUAUUGAAAUAUUGUACAUAUUUGCAAAAGAGUCCUCUUUUACAAUUGCCGACUUUUGAAUUAACUCUUAGUAUUCUGUUGUUCACAUAGCUUAAUGACCCUUUUGCAUGCUGCAUAAUGUAGUGCAAAUAAAAGAAUGUGAACAAUAAUUUCAUGUUACUGGUCAAGAGUAACUGGUCAGUUCAAGUAUCAAGCAGUUAAUUUAAUAGGGUUAAUGUUAAACUUAAACUUCCAUGUAAAUAUGUUUUGUAAUAUGUUUUGUAAUGUUAAUUUACCAAGUUUCCGUUUUAGGUUCCCCUUAUACUUUUAAAGUCCAGUUUUACUCAAAGAAAAAAAUGGCAACUUUAAUAGUAAUAGUAAUAAAAAUAGCUAUAAUGGAGUUCAAGGAUUGGUGGCAAUUGAGGGAUAUGAUCCAAGCCAAAGUUAAAACCUACUGAUUUAGAGAGAAAGAUAAGCACAUCCUUAAUUCUCUCUGGGUUUGAUGAGGCAUAACAUUGCUUAACUUUGGGCUGGAUUGUGCCUCCAUUUGCAUGUCAUUUUAUUUUUCUUGUACCACUUUUCUUGUAAUCUCUUCUUUUUGUUUUGUACUACCUUAUGACUGGAAAAAGAGUAAUACUAUCUUUCUCUUUUGCAGGGUUAUGGAAGGCCUUACCCAUUGCCACCAUCUUCUGGAAGAUACAACUGGAAUUAGGCUUUCGGCAUUUCCACCAUUUAAAAUAAUCCUUUUUUAAAUGCCAUCUUUAUCAUCUGAGUACUUUCUAGGUGAUAAACUUUCUUUUUAAACUGUGUACAUUUUUACUGAUAAGAUUUGAUAUGAUACAUAUGUUACUUUACAACUGUACUGCAGAAUACAAGUGAAAUUAGCACUUUUUUGCUUGUGUGAAAAGUCUAAUGAAUCAGGAGUCCUGUUCUGUCUUUACUGUGUGGUUUUUAUUGCAUUACUACAUUGUUGAUGCCUUUCGUAUUCACAUAAGAAUAUCCCUUUGGUUCACAGCUAGGAAAAGGUUUGUCCUAUGAAGAAUAGCAUUGAAAACACACAGAGAAAUUGUGUUUUAAUUGUGGAAGUUAGCUUAGAGGCUAUCUACAAGCACAAUGUUUUAAAGACUUUUGGUCAGCAUUCCUUCUAAAGUGCUUCAUUGUUGAUGUAUUUGUCCCUUUAAAAAAAGUUGGCGAAGUUUUGAAGUAAAAGUUUCAUCUUUUACAACAUCAAUGUAUCUUUGUUAUGCAGUUUGUUUCAUAUUAUUAGACAAGAAUUAGAAGUUCUCAAGUUUGGCUGAGUCAUUCCUAUGCUACUUCAUCCACGGGACCCACUUAUGCUGCCUGCCUACUAAAGCAAACUGUGUGUGAGAGAGACAGAGAAAGAGAGAAAAAACACUCUUCUUUCCUUCAGUAACUUCUUAAAGCUUGACUUUGAGAUAUUAAAAAUGAAUGGUCUAAAAUAAAGGCCUCUUCCUCCUGAAGCACUUACCCAACUAUUAAAUUAGAUAAAUUAGCAAUGCUUUCCCCACUUCUUUUACAAAUACACUAAAGGGAAAAUUUAUAGUUCACCCCUUACCACAUCACUAGGUGUAUACUACUUUCGUGCAAUCCCAGCUCUCUGCUCUCAGGAGGUUUGCAGCAGGAAACUCCCACACCAGCCGUGGCAGGAAGGGGAGUUGAAUUGGGUCCCAAAACAUUUAAUUUAGAAACGUUAAUAGAAUUGUCAUCUUCCUAUAUGCAGGGAUUUUCUUUUUCUAGGAACUUGCUCAUUUGUUUUCUGUGUUUAUAUGCCUCCUUUUGGGCAAGGCAUUCAGAACAGGUCACAGUUUAUAAUAAUAAAAUGUCCAAAGCUAGGAUAAGACAGGACUAGUUCGCAUGUAUGUUCAUCGCUUGAUGGCUGCUACAUCAACGGAUGAAUUGCAUGUGUGAAUGAGGCGUUGGAGGACUAAUGCCACAAAUAAGAGCUUUAAUGUGCACUAGAUGUCACUCUAAAAUGCAAUGGAUUUCUUUCUUUUUUAAAAGAAUAUUUUUUAUUGGUUUUUCCAUGAAUACAUCCUCUAACAGUAUUUCUCUAACAAUUUUCCAUAUUUCCCCCCUCCUCCUCUGGACUUCCCUCACAUUCCCAUUUUGUUUUAUUUCCAUAUUACUCACCCUGCAUGUUGUUUCCCAAAAUUUUCCCAAUACAUAUAGUCUUACUUUUUGU